AUGUGGAUUUUAAACAUGAUAAACUGUAGUAUUCCAAGGAGCGGGAAUCUGCGAGCCAGUCUUCUUAUCGUGUUUGGAUUACUUCUUGUCUGUUUUACCGGUGAGAUAAAAAUCCACUUAUAAUUGAAGCUUGUGCCCUGACUUUUGUGCCUAUUACAAAACGACGUCUUUGUUUCAUUGGGAGAUCUCAAUACUCGAUCUUAAUACGAUUUGUUUCUGUUAUUUCGCAGAUUUAGCAGGCGCAGCUUGUGAUUGUGAGACUGAAUGUUCUUGUAGUAAAAGCAACUGCACGGCGGGGGAAUAUUGGUCUGGAGCUGGUUGUGUAGAAUGCCCAGCCGGACACUUGUAAGUGUAAACGAUCAGUAUUCAUAUAUUUAACCCUACAUGGGAAUUAUUAAGUCUUUAAUUAGAGAAAAGAACGUGCAUAAAAGGUUCUGUCGACGUAAGUCUUGCCAAGUAUAACUGGCCGGACAUUCUUUGCUUCAAAUUUCCUUGCUUUGUAUGCUUUGAUCUCAUGUCGUAUUGUGGUCAGUGUAGUUGCAUAAUAUCUUGUUUUGAUGUCAAUUGGAUAUGAGGUAUCUCCUUGAAUCUAACGUACGAUAUUCUGUCGUCUUUUUAUUAGCUGUCUUGGAAAUGAAACUGCCCCUCAACCUUGCCCAGAAGACACAGAAAACCCAAACACUGGGGCAACUAAUUCUUCAGCUUGUACGGUAAGAUUAUUAUUUGUUCGCAAAUUAUUGUUUUCAUUAGUGUUUCGAAAGGAAAUAUUCUUUAUUAAACACUUGUUUCCUAGCACCAGCCGAAUUGUCUAAUUAACUCAAAGCUCAUUCUGAUCUUAAGGUAAAAAUUUUAUGGAUAGCCGUUAAAAAAAUGUAAUAAAAAUCGAGGCGCGUAGUGCAGUCGGUAAUUGAUAUUGUCACUCGACGAUUGCAUUGUCAUCUUCCGGCCAUACUCCGACCUUGAAAAGUGGCUAACGAAAUCACGCUACCCUAAAAUGAGGGCAGCACUGUCUGCAUUGUCUACGUCUACUCAAAAAUGUUUGCCUGUGAAAAUCAUUUAAAGAGGUGAUGAUGAUUCAUCCAUUCCCAAUAAUUUUGUUAUAAGAUAAAAUAGUUUCAUUGUGAAGUCACCUAUUACUGGGUUUAAAAAUCUGGAUUUCAGACUCAGAUCUGUUAUUGCAGGUGGAUUUCAGUGAAGGAAAUCCACCUUUGGAUCCUGGGAAAGUGGUGUGGGGGGAGUACUUUGAAUGUUUCAAGUGAUGGCGAUGAUCAAAGGAUUUUUGGGGAUGCAAAAUUUUUUAUUCUAAUAUUUUUUGGGUAGGAAAGUGUGGCAAUUAUAUUUUUUGUGUAUCGUGAUUUAAGAAGGGAUUUUUUGGGCAUUUGAAACAAUUUGAAGAAUUGUGAAACCGCACAUGUUUCCCAGCCGCUUAGUUCAACUAAUAAAGUACGACAAAUUUGUGUUUUGUGAUUGUUUAUAGCAAACAUUACACUUUAUCCAGGGCUGUCAUUGAGUUUUGAAGCAGCCAUAGCAAAUGAAGAUUCACCCGUAACAUCUCACAAAAAUUUAUAGUGUCACCUUUUGCUUUCCACUUUGAUCACCCAUAACAUCAAGUGAGUUUAGCUGUAACAGGUCAGGUGUUACAGGUUACAACCCUUAAUGACAGCUCUGGUAUCUCAGAAUAAAUGUUUCAUAACACUCGUUAUCCAUACUCGGCCAUUGUCUGGUGCUGUAUCCACUGGGGUUUCAUUUUAUUUCAAUGAUUUCUCAUGCAUUGUGUCCAUUGCACACCCCUGCCUUUAUCAUCACAGAAAUUUUCUUUUACUGAAGUGAAUUCUCAGGCUUGGAAAUUUCGACGGCAUGCAGCUUUCAGGGGGUAAAUUUUGUUCAGAAGUUUUUGGGGUUUGGUGGAAGUGCUACGGACUUUUUUGUUUUUGACUUUUGCCUCGAUUUGAUAAUCCCUGUUACUUGAAAUCUGGAGUAUCCUCCCCCUUGGCUUUGGAUUUUUGUGUAUGAUUGCGGUAAGCCCAAUAGCAAGGCCUUGGCUAGUCAAGAGGGGGACUUGGUGCACAUGUCCAUCUCUCGCCUUUCUUCAAAGUGUAUUGCAUGUUUUUUUUUUUACUGAAUGUUGUAUGCAAUCCUUACAGGCAUGUGCUUCAGGUUUAAACAGCACUGCGGGAUCUAUAUCAUGUGACGUUCCUUGUCCUGCCGGUUAUGACUGCACAACAUCACCAGGGAAUGUGACAUUGUGUGCAGCAGGAACUUAUUCUAAUUAUGGAGAAGGAAUAUGUCACUCUUGUCCUAGUGGUAAAGUGUGUCCAGACCCGUCGCAGCAACCUCAGGUAUGCUUUUAUUGGUCUAUUACAGUCAAACUUCUGCACAAUAGUUUCUGUGACAACAAUAUAUAGGAGGCCAUUGUGUAGAGUGCAUGUAGAACUUUGCUUAGAUGUAGAGAAUUGAAAUACAGUAGAGCUUUAUAUUUAUUGGGUUGUAAACUUAGUACAGUCAAACCCUGCUUUGUGGACACCCACCUAACACCGACACCUCAUUAGUACGGACACUUUGUUUUGUCCCUGGGGAAAGAAAGCCCUUACAUUCUCUUUAAAUUCAACCCACUUAAUACGUAUACCCUGUUAUAGCUUGCGAGCAUGCUCUCUGGGGCGCUCUGGUGGCGGAGUGGGAAAAGAAAGGAGAGCUUGCAACCACGUCUUUGGAGUUUGAAUAUCUGCAUCGAAAAAGUCGAUGUGAAAUGCUGAUUGGCGGAGAUGACAUUAGUAAUGACAUCAUCACCCUUGGCGCAUGCUUUCAUGUGUUUUUCAGUGAUUGUUUGUAUUUACGCUUGUUUCUGCUUGGUGCUGUUUGGUGGAAAUCUGACUGCUCAGUUCAAUGGGGAGCCACAAGGGAAUUGGAGGCAGAAUUAAAAUUCCAGAGAUAUAGUUGCAAGCUCUCCUUCCUAUUAUAUUCCCGCCCUGCUGCCAGAGGGCCUUGGAGAGGUUGCAGGCUAACCCUGUUAAUCUGAACACUUUUUAUGGCCCCCUCAGUGUUCGUAUUAAUAGGAUUUGACUGUAAUACAAAAGUCUCUUGAAAAUGUUGUAACAGUUAAAGCCCAGUCAAAAUGAGCUGGCAGCUUUCAAUUUUGUUGCUUCCAGAAGUAUAUUUGUCACUAUUCAACACUUAAUCAUCAAACCAUUUUUUCUUCACAGUACUGCCCAGGAGGAUAUGAGCCUGAUGUUUCUCAAACAAAAUGUAAUCCUUGUGAGGCAGGUAACUUCUCAUUCAAUGGGACAUCAUGCCAGGCUUGUGCCACUGGAAGCUAUAGCCUUGAAGGGGCAGCAGAGUGUACUGUCUGCCCUGCUGGACACCAGUAAGUAUGCUGAUUUAUAUCAAUAAAUAUUCAAGUUAACAUUAUUCAUUAAUGAAGGGGGCCCUUGAAAAAAAGCCAACCUGACUUUUGGAUGGACUCGUAGAUUCUUCCUCCAAAAAUAUGAAACUGUGCAUGUACUUGUACACUGUAGCCUCUUUUACCUUCCAUUUCUCGCCUGUAGCCUCGGCUAAAUCUAUAUAUUACUGUUCUUUCAUUUACAGAUGCUCCAAUCAAACCAUUGAUCCAGUCAGAUGUAAUCCUGGUGAAUAUGCACCUGCUGGUGAGACCAAGUGUACACUGUGUGAAAAAGGAUUUCGCUGUCCAGAUGUCCCAUUAGCAAGUCCUUUGCCAUGUUUUAAUGGCACAUACACAGAUGCUGUGGGGCAGACAGAGUGCAAGCUCUGCACUGCAGGAAAUUUUUGUCCAUUCGCUUCACAAGGAGAGCAGCCAUGUGAAAAUGGAACUUACAGUAAGAAUGGAUCAUCAGUAUGCACUGAGUGUCCAGGUGGACAUAGGUGAGUGGUGAAUCUGCCCGUUUAAGGUCGGUACACACUAGGCGACAAGUUGCAGCAACAUGUCGCGGCGACAUGUUGCAGCGACAAAUCGCUUUCUGUGUACUGGAGAAUUUUUGUGAAAAUCUUUGUCGCUGCAACAGAAUUUGUCACCGCAACAAGUCGCACAGACUCAGUCUGAUUUGAUUUUUUGCGACUUAUUGCAGCGACUAAAUUCUGUUGCAGAGAGAAAGAUUUUCACAAAAAUUCUCCAGUACACACGAAGCGAUUUGUUGCUGCGACGUGUUGCCGCACCUUGUUGCCGCAACUAGUCGCCCGACCUGUACACAUGGAGUGAUCUGUCACCGCGAUGUGGUGCUGCAACUUGUCGCCUAGUGUGCACAGACCUUUACUUUUGAUGUAAAACAGUGAAAAAAGGUUUGAACCCAGGAGUCAUUUCUAAAGUAGAUGGAAUAUGAUCAUCCAGGUGAGAGGUAGUCCUGCGUAGGACUGGUGUUGACAUUGGCUGGCAUUUCAACAACCUGUGUGGCAGUCAGCUUCAGAGUUUAAGUGAGUUGUAUCAUGUCAGUUGAUGGUAUUGAACUCUGGUUAUUGACCUGAUUGCUCAAUUAAACUGCAGUGUCAUUGGCAAGGCACCAAUCUUUAUAGCCAAUAAUAUCAUGGCUUAACUGACAGAUGACCAAUGACAUUGUCAUUACCAUGGUUACCUGAAACAACAAAACUUUCUGUGCCCAUUAAUUAGCAUCUAUUUUUUGAUAUCCUGAAUGAAUGCAGUUAUAAUAUUUAUUAUUGACCAGGUGUUGCCUAAUGAAAUAACUUUGAACCUUAAAGUGACAGGUAGCAUCUGUCCUUAAUUUUACCUGGCUUACUUUUCAUGGCUGCACCUUUUCCAUUUUUUGGUAGUGGAUUUGAUUUGACUCCAUUUUUUUGGGACUUACUUUUGACUUUUUUCAGGUCACUCCUUGAUCUUAUAUUCAUCAACUUUACGAUUCAUUUUUUAUUUUAUUGUCUAAUUUUCUUUAGUUGUGCUGAUCCAAGUGCAGAUCCUGUUCAGUGUCAAAAUGGUACCUAUGCGCCAUCAGGAAGCCUCGCAUGUCUACCUUGUCCUGAGGGAGCUCAGUGCUUAACACCGGGGCUGUCAGAAUACGUCCCUUGUCACGACGGUACUUAUCUGUCGACAGAUGCAAACAAUGUAACCAGUUGCCAGAGUUGUCCCCCUGGAAAGAGGUGUCCAAAUCCAAAUCAGGCACCAGAGGACUGUCCAGAUGGAACUUACAGCAAGGGUGGGACAGUCGCAUGCACUGUGUGCCCAGGAGGCCAUAGGUGGGUCUUUAAGUUUAAAUAACACAAAUGCCUGGUUUUCAAUUUGAGUAGCAGGCCUAGUUCCUAGAGAGCAGGGGCUGUGUGUAUGUGUACAAAGGGGUGCUUAUUGUACUUCUUGGGGUGCAUUUUGUGGAUUUUUAUCACUUGGAUCAGUUUGCUUAAAACUGAAAAUGAUGAAAUAGAAACUUUAUUAAAAGCAUUAUCCAACAAGAGAUCACUGUAUACAACCAUGGAUAAAAGUUAAUUGCAAUUAGAUAAAAGACUAUUUUGGAAAAAAUAUAUAACGCUCUAGGCUGGGGUUAAAAAAUACUUUAUACAAUGCUUAAAGAAAAAAAACAUAUGCAUUCGUGAUUUGUACCCCGCUAAUGUUAGUGCUUAACUCAUGUUUAUACACACAUAACUAAAAAAAUCACCUUAAUUUUAUAGUCUUUUCACUCUUAGACCAUCAAAUGAUAAGAACUCCUUGUUGCUUACUCAAUCAAUUAAUCAGUCAAUGAAUCAAUCACCUUUAUUGUGAUUAAAAAAUGUCUGUGUCAGAUAAUUUGCUUCUUUGAAAACUGAUACCUCACCCACAAAACAAGACUUUGGUACAGUGAACAUUGAAGUGUUCACAUAUUGUGCUUUCAUCAUCAUGUUGUCAUGUCCUCUAGCUUAUUACAGCACAAAGAUGAGAAAAUAUUGUUUUGAGUCCUUGUUGUAGAAGUUUAGGAUCUGUUGCUUGGAGGAGAAAGAAUUUUCUUUUGUUCCCAUUAACGGGUGUCCACCUUAAGCAGGUUGAAUUUAGAGACAAUAUAAGGAAUUUCCCCAUGGUGUGCAUGGGUGUGUGUGGACCAACUAUACCUUUGAGGGGUGUUUCCAAAAUUUUCUGACCUCCACCACUUGACUUCCCCUUCAGCCCCUGGGAUUGGCAGAGUGCUGGCAGCACUUACAUCCCACCAACGUACAUGGCCACAGUUUUCUAUUCUUCUCACAAAUUCCACUGGAAUCUCUCUUUUUUUCAGAUGUCCUGUCAAGACAGAUGAUCCUAUACCUUGUGGAAAUGGAAGCUUUGCUCCAGAAGGGAGCACUUACUGUCAUGGCUGUCCAAUUGGAUCCCAAUGUCCCUCUGCGAAACUUGUGUACCACCAACUCUGUGCAAAUGGUUCAUAUUCGCUAGUUGUGAAUGCCACAAGCUGUUUAGAGUGUCCUCCUGGUUUCAAGUGUCCUAACCCAAAUGUGGAGCCAGUUGAGUGUGAAAAUGGUACAUACAGUAAGGCUGGGGCCACCCACUGUGUUAUAUGUCCAGGUGGACAUAGGUAAGCUGUAAAUUAUUGAUAAUAAUCCAAUAACUACCCACCUUUGAAUAAUAACCUGAUUUGAUGAGUACCUCUCUGUCAACCCUUAUAUAUGAGUUUGAAAUGCAGUACAUAUUCACAAGUGAGUUUUGCAAUUUUGUACUUAAAAAUUCCUCUAUGAUUUAUAAUAGGUGGUGGUAGUAGUAAUGUAGUUCUCAGUAUUAAUCAUUCCUUUGUGUAAUUCUCUAACCUGGUACCACUUCCACAUAAAACUCACUAGUGCAUUUUAUACUAACUCUCCCAGAUACAGCACUAUUCUGUACGGAUGAAAUGGACUUUUAAGCACUAUUUUGCCAUUGCAAUGAUGAAAGCGAAUUUUGAUAGCAUGUAGUUCAUGUAAGACUUCAUAUAAUGUCCUAAGCCAAGGCAGCUGAGUCAAUUUGUGGGCAGGUGGUAGGGGGUGGUGGGCUGUUGACAUUCAGAGGGGGAGGGGGGUGUAGUGCAAAAUAGAGAGUCUCCAGAUUUUAGAUCUCCGGAGGUUGGUAUCUCUGCCAGUGAACUAACUUGGUGUCUGUAUUCGUCCAUAGCUGUGCUGACAAAUCAGUAGAUCCUGCUGUAUGCCCUGCAGGAAGCUUUGCACCAUCAGGAAGCCUAGUAUGCCAACCAUGUCCACUGGGAUCUCACUGUCCAUCUAAUACUUCUGCCGUCCACACACCCUGUGCACCAGGAUCUUAUGCUAACGAGACAUCAUUACUUCAGUGUCGUCCAUGCCCUGCAGGGUUUCUUUGUCAAACUCCGGCACUGUCUCCUGUGGACUGUGAAAAUGGUACUUACAGCAAAGGCAGUGCUGCUAACUGUACUGUGUGUCCUCCAGGAUUCAGGUACGCAGAAUACAUAGAAUACCCUUUAUAGCUGUAUGCAUUCUAUGAUGUAGGCUUUUUCUGUUGGUCUUUUGACAUAUUGAGAAAAUUACUUUUGAGGGUUCAAGGAAAUUUGUUUCUUUUCCGGCCAGGUGCCCUAACAAAGACUCAGACCCUAUACCCUGUAAUGCGUCAACAUAUGGGCCAGGUGCAAGCACAGAGUGCCACCAGUGCCCGGCAGGAUCGGAGUGUCCAUCAGCAAAACUUUCAACUCACGUGCCCUGUCGUAAUGGAACGUAUGCAGAUUCUGAAGGAAACUCAGCCUGUCUACAGUGCCCUGCAGGUUUUACAUGCCCUAAUCCUGCAGCAUCUCCUGUGCCAUGUGAAAAUGGGACCUACAGCUUUAAAGGCGCCGCUUUGUGCAGUGUUUGCCCUGCUGGUUAUAGGUAUUAUGUCACCUGAAAUGCUCCAUGUUAAUUAAAAUUAAUUUAUCACUGUUUUUCAUUAUUUUUCAUAUAAAACCAAAAAGGCUAUGAUUGAGUUGUGAUAGUGGUAGAGACAUAAAAAGAACUAGACUGCUUGAAAUGUGCCUUUUCCCCUUAAAAUCUGUCCUUAAGUUGUUAUUCAACCACUUGCUCACACAACCUGGCAGUGAAAAUGAGAAGGGAUUGGAACAAGGAAGCACACCCAGUCAUCUCGUCCCAAGCCUUCCUUUUGUAAUAUUUUUCCUGUAAGCUUUUAAGGGAUUACUAAUUACUGUUUAUAUUAUAGAGGAAACUCUUCUCUGCCCUAAAUGAGAGCCCUUAGUUACUGAUUCUGAAUUUCCCUUUUGAUACUGUACUUAACAUUUCUUCUUAAUUACAGCUGUCAAAAUAAAGCAAACCCAGUGGAAUGCUCGAAUGGCACUUAUGCACCAGCUGGGAGUAUCCAAUGCUUUUCUUGUCAAAAGGGAACCCAUUGUCCAACCAAUGGCUUACCAAUGUAUGUUCUAUGUGCUAAUGGUACGUAUGCUGAUGAGGAAGGAUUGAGUGAUUGUAAACCAUGUGACGCAGGCUUUCAUUGUCCGAGCGUUGGAAUGGAAGCUCCUUUAGUGUGUCCUAAUGGAACAUACAGCAAUACCACAGGUGCCUUGGAGUGCAUUUUGUGUCCGGCUGGUUAUAGGUGAGUUUCUGGAAGAGCCACUCAGAAGCUUUUCUGUCUGUAAUAACAUUUGUAUGAUGAUAGUUCUGGAAAUGUUGGUUUUUAUGUUUGAUUUUUAACAAUAAACUGAUUUACCUCUCUUUGCCUGUUCAGUAGUUGCCUGAUCUCAUGAUCUCAGGGCAAGCAGUUUGGCUGGUGAUAUUCCACCAAAUGACAUAGUAGACUAGAAUUAAGCACUCAAACAUACACCAAACACAUGCAGCAACUACAGCCAAAUCCUGCUUUAUGGACACCUGCUUAGUAUGGACAUCUCAUUAUUAUGGACAGUUUGCUUUGUUCCCAGGGAAAGAAAGCCCUUACGUUUCCUCUAAAUUGAACCCGCUUAAUACAGACAGCCCAUUAAUACAGAAACUUUCUAUGGCCCCCUCAGUAUCCAUGUUAGUAGGGUUUGAUGGUUCCACAGUUGUUACCAAAAUGUUAAGGCAUGAACAUGAAAGUCACUAAAUAAAAUGUUGCUACACCUCACUUGAUUUACACUAACUAUAAUGUACCCACAUUUCCAGUUGUGAGGGUAAAUCAAACCGAGUGGAAUGUCCUGCUGGAACAUUUGCUCCAGCUGGGAGUGACAAAUGCAAGGCUUGCCCAAAAGGAGCCUACUGUCCAACAGCAGGGCUGGAGACUUACACUCUGUGCACUAAUGGCACUUAUUCAGAUGCUGAAAACCAAUUGGAAUGUAAGCUCUGUGAUGCAGGGUUUAGAUGUCCAAGUAUUGGAAUGGAAGCACCUUUAGUUUGUCCCAAUGGGACAUACAGCAACAUUACCGGUGCUCUGGAUUGUAUUCUGUGUCCAGCAGGUUAUAGGUGAGCUUCUUACUAUUAACAGUAUUCAAUUUAAGGAACUUUAAUAUCAGUAACUCAGCACAUUUAUUCAUCAAGUACAACGCAUAAUUUGUAAAAAAAAAAUGCGCUUUGUUCGAGUGUCAAUGUGUUUAGCACGAAAGUACUAAUUGGGGACAAUAUUUUUACACCUUUCACUGGACGAGGAACCACCAUUUUGGGUCAUCUGAACCACGUGAAGGUCUAGCUGUUUGCAGGGCAAAGGCAGUACCUUCAUUUCUUGGUUAUUGUGAGACCCUAAGUGUUGGUCCGACCCCAGGAAUUGAACCUGAGACCUCCCGUCUGCAGUCAAGUGCUCUACCGACUGAGCUAAUCCUGCUUCAGUCAAGGAAAUUGUGGAGAGACUAAUGAAGAGGACUGUUUUAGUGGUAGAUUUUAAGUUUCAGAACAGUCGACAAAUUAAUCCAAGGUUGCACCAAUCAAACACCACAAACUGAUCUUGCACUCUUGAAGCUUGAACAAUAAUUUUUAUAUAUUGCAACUGCACUUCAUCGCACCUUUAGCCAUCAGUGGAUACUGUACAUCAAGUGGAGGAGACUGAUUGGAUAACUGGCAAAGUCAGAACCGUACUUACUAAUUAGUCAAGCACACAGCACCAUAAGUGAUUGGACGUCCAGCACUCCAAUUGUCACAUCGUUCUUCCAGCUCAAGAAAGCUAACACAGCACUUCAUUCCAAAAAUUCAGCAAACUCUAGAUGAAUCUGCAAAAGCACUAUUCAAGCACAAUAUGUGUUUUCAGCAAGCAGCCAGUUUUCUUUCACAGUCGGUCCUGCAAAGUUUACCGUUGUCCUGCACAGUUAACCAUUGUCUUACACCUUCAGGACUUGCACCUGAAUGACGUUAUUGUCCGUGAGGGAAUUUGAAAGUGCACCAAUCAAGAAUAGUUUGUUAAUUCGGCAACUGCAGUCAUAUUUACGAUGGACUUACAUGGCUAUCUACCACAGUUGCAAUUGUAACGUCUACACCAGUAAAACACCAUUUGUGUACUCAGCACAUACGUGGAGAUAAUCGUAUCAUUAUUUGUUAUGUUACUCAAUUCAUAUGUGCAUUUUUAGUUGUGAAAGCAAAACAGAUCGUGUGGAAUGCUUGGCUGGGACAUAUUCACCGGCUGGCAGUACUAGAUGUGCAACAUGCCCCAAAGGAGCGCACUGUCCAACCAGAACACUUGAAAAAUACAUUCUCUGCGCUAAUGGUACAUACUCUGAUAAAGAAGGCAGCUUGAAUUGUAAACCAUGUGACGCCGGCUUUCGAUGUCCAAGUGUUGGAAUGGAUGCGCCGGAAGUUUGUCCUAAUGGAACGUAUAGCAAUACUACGGGUGCCUUGGAGUGUAUACUCUGCCCGGCAGGUUAUAGGUGAGAUUAAGUACAUUCUGUACACUCCAGAUGAAUUUGGAACUGCAACUGUCAAGCACAAUAUGCUUCCUCAGCUUCCAGGGACACUAAGACCGAUUUGAGCUGCACAUUGUACUCUUAGACCUUCAUGACGUGCACUUGAAUGGCUUAUGAGGGAAUCCUAGAAAGCACCAAUUAACAGUUCUUUUAACUCAACAAAUGCAGUCACAUCUUGGACGCCACAUCUUGGUGAUUUCACUCUACCAUAGUUGCACUCGGAUUGAUAUUUUAUCAGCACCUUGAUUUGCAAUGUCCGCACUCAUCAAGCACCAUCAAUGUAUUCAGCUCUUGUGUGGAGAUAAUCAUAUAAUUAGUGGUAUUGCAUGUUAAUCAAUACAUAAUUGCAUUUUCAGUUGUAAAGGGAAGACUCAUCGAUUAGAAUGCUUGGCUGGGACGUAUUCACCAGCUGGAAGUGACGAAUGCACAACCUGUCCCAAAGGAGCGCACUGUCCAACCAAGACACUUGAAACAUACAUUCUCUGCGCUAAUGGCACAUACACCAAUAAAGAGGGCAGCUCGGAUUGUAAGCUUUGUGAUGCAGGCUUCAGAUGUCCAAGUGUUGGAAUGGAAGCGCCCUCAGUUUGUCCUAAUGGAACAUAUAGCAAUACCACAGGUGCCUUGGAGUGUAUACUCUGCCCGGCUGGUUAUAGGUGAGAUUCGGUAACCUUCAAUUGACACCAGAUGAAUCAUGAAGAGCACCUGUCAAGCACAAUUUGUCUUUUCUACAAUCAGGGUCACUUAUUGGCACAACUGGUUCUGCACAUUGUAGUCAUAUACCACAAGAGACUUGCACUUGAAGCACUUAUGUCCACAAUUAGGGAAUCUUAGAAAGCACCAAUCAAGAACAGUUGCUUUACUCAGCAAAUGCAGUUAAAUUUUGGAUGGCACAUCUUGGUGAUUUCACACCACAGUUGCACUCGAAUUGAUAUGUUGUCAGCGCCUUUAUUUGCAACGUCUGCACCAAUCAAGCACCGUUUAUAUACUUAUCACAUACGUGGAGAUAAUCGUAUUAUUAUUGGUUAUGUUUCUCAAUUCAUACUUGAAUUUUCAGUUGUGAAGGCAAAACAAGUCGAGUGGAAUGUUCGGCGGGGACUUAUGCGGCAGCUGGCAGUACUAAAUGUACGAAAUGCCCCAAAGGAGCGCACUGUCCAACCAAGACACUAGAAACGUACAUUCUCUGCGCUAAUGGCACGUAUUCUGAUACAGAAGGCAGCUCGGAUUGUAAGCUUUGUGAUGCAGGCUUCAGAUGUCCAAAUGUUGGAAUGGAAGCGCCCUUAGUUUGUCCUAACGGAACGUAUAGCAAUACUACGGGUGCCGUGGAGUGUAUACUCUGCCCGGCUGGGUAUAGGUGAGGCCGAGUAUUCUUUCAUUGGCACAUUAGCUUUGCACAUCAUCAGUCUAAUAUAAAUGAAAGAAAGUUCGUGAAGACCAAAGAAAUUGUCAUUUUUGUAGAUUAUAUUUAUUCAGUCUGACAAUAGCGGCGAGCCUUUUUAGGCUGUCCGUAAUAACUUUUAACACGCUUGAUGAUGUCGAAAAAGAGGUACAAUAAAAUUUAUACUGUAUUGUCUUUAAUAUAUUUUUGUCUUUGCACCACUAAUCUAAAGCACUGUUAGUCUAUUUACCAACGCAAAAUUGUGUUGCGUAAAAUAGCAACUGCAUGCAUUUUAUUCCGUCACUGAAAAUCUGUCCUGCAUAUCUAUUUAAAAUCCUUUUUUGUUGUCCACUCUCUUCCCUAAAAUAAAGUCACAAACGAUGUCUUUGAAUCAUCAAUUACACCACUAAUUCACUGAUUCAUGCAUCUAUCAGACAGAUUUUUCGUAUUUUACAUGUAUAGGUGAAGAUUUCACUUAUACCACGUAGGAUUAGCUCAGUCAGUAGAUUGUUUGAUUGCUGAGCAGGAGGUCGCGGGUACGAUUCCCGGGGCUGGACCAAUAAUCAGGGUCUCAAAGUAACUGAGAAAUGAAGGUACUGCCUUUGCCCUGAAAACGGCUAGACCUUCGCGUGGCUCGGCUGACCACGUAAAAUGGUGGUCCCGUCAGUCUUGUAGGAGACGUAAAAAGAGUGUCCCCAAUUAGUACUUUCGUGCUUAAUACAUUGACACUCAAAUAAAGUUUCAGUGUUAUUUCUCAUGCAUCUCGUAAUUGGGGUCGAAAACGUUUCCAGUUUCUGGGAAGAAUUUUGGUAGAUUUGUGUUGAUAUAUGUACUGUGUUAAAUGCAAUUCGUCAGAUAACAUAAUUCAAAGCACUGUUAAAACACAUCAGUAUCUGCACGAAGCAAGCACCUUUUAUUCGUACCUGGAGCUCAUUCAUGGUUUCAUCUUUGCAUUGUCUUCGUGGUAAACACUUCUAGCUUGCCAUUUGUCUUGAUAUGUACUGUGCUAAAUGCAGUUAGUCAAAUAACGUAAUUUAAAGCACCGUUAAAGCAUGAAGCAAGCACCUUACAUUCGUACGUGGAGCACAAUCUUGGAUACAUCAUUGCAUUGUUCUUGUGCUAAACCAUUCUACCUUGCCAUUUGUCUUGGUAUGUGCUGUGCUAAAGGCACUUCGUCAUUUAGCGUAAUACAAAGCACCACUUUAACACAUCAGCACCUGCACGAAGCAAGCACCUUUAUGCAUUCGUACGUGAAGAUCAUUCGUGAAUACAUCACUGCAUUGUUUUCGUGUUAAACACUUCUACGUUGCCAUUUGUCGUGAUAUUUAUCGUGAUCAAUGCAAUUCGUCAGUAAGCGUAAUGCAAAGAACUGAUUUAACACCUCAGCACCUACACCAAGCAAGCACCUUACAUUCGUACGUGGAGCACAUUCGUGGAUACAUCAUUUCAUUGUUUUCGUGCUAAACACUUUUGCCUCGUGUUUUAGUUGUUUGGGAAACAACUUUACAGAAUGCUUAGCUGGUACCUAUUCCGGCGUUGGAAGUAGCGAAUGCCGAGCGUGUCAAAAGGGAACCCAUUGCCCAACAGAUGGCUUGUCGACGUAUUUUCUUUGCGCUAAUGGCACGUACGCCGACAAAGAAGGGUUGAGCGACUGUAAACUUUGUGAUCCCGGGUUCAGAUGUCCGAGUGUUGGAAUGGAAGCACCGGAAGUAUGUCCUAACGGAACUAUUAGCAACACGACGGGUUCACUAAAUUGUAUAUUGUGCCCAGCUGGGUUCAGGUGAGGUUUUUGUACCAGAUAAUUACAUGCACUUCUUAAGAUAACGAUAGAGAAGAUAUCUCUUUUGCCAUAAGACCCCCCUCCCCGCUCCCCCCAGAAACAGGAGAACACUUAGGUAUACCUUCCCCAUCCCCCUGAGGACAGUAUUAGGCUGAUUUAGCAACAGGACGGGAACGUCAGUUGACGACGGGAAAGCACGCGGAAAGGACUAAACACGACUUACGGUGCCCAAUUUGCUGCUCUGCCAUUGGACAAGCCAGUUGCUUAAUUUGCGCGCGCCGACGUCUACUGAGGUUCCCGUUCUUUUGCUAAAUCAGCCUAUUAACACUUCAAAUGUGUGAUAUUGUCUUUCAGCAACUUGCAGGAUACUUUAUUAACUAGAUUUAUAAGUGAAUGAAAGUCGACUUUCUUAAAACUUAACUUUUCCCCUCUAUCAUUCUGUAUUCAUGUACAUGCUUGUAGUACCUUACUUUACCUUGCCUCUUCGCGUUUCUUUGCGCAUAAGGCGUCAAAUUCUUAUAAGAUAUUGUUUAAAAAAUAAGGCUCGCUUUCACGCUCUUAGCUGCAUCUAACUGAAACAAUCCUCCAAGUUGCGACCAUUUUAGUCGCCAUGGCGCCUAAAAUUUUGCAGCUGACGACUUGAUUUGUAAAAAAAGUCUUCCCAAACCAAAAGAGUUGGUUGCCAAAUGGCGACCGAGCAAAAACUUUAACUUGGAGGGUUGCUGAAAGCAGUAUUGUGUAAGAUUUGUUGUUGUAUCGAUGGGGAAUAGAGAGGAGAACUUGUGCAUUGUUCUUUCUUGCAUAAAAUGCUUUUGGUGCACCGUGGUAGAUAUAAAAAUCCAUUUUAAGGCUAUUUAAUGCUAUAAAAAGUAGAACGCGUAUAAAUAAUGUAAUGAUGAAUCUUGAGUAGAUUCCAUUUUCCCAUAUGUCGGUCACAGAUGACGUCAUGUGGUAAGGACGUGCACUAGCCGUAGUUGUGUGUUUCACUGAAUAAAGUUGUGCGCUUUUUCGGACGGAACAAGGAAAACUAUAUUACUUUGACGGCAGCCGUUUUUCUAAAUCCCAAAUCAUCACUGGCAAUGGCCAAUCAUAGCGCGAAUAAGAUCCAGUACUUUGUUGGGUUGGACUCCGAACGCAUCCUUAAUACAGAGUGGACUAUGAGACUGCUGAUGGAAAACUAUCGUUGAUUGAAUGAAAGGAUCCUCAGACACAGAUCUGGCAUCUCCGCAAAUUUUUUCUGGGGCAAAUGACAUCGUCAAGAUCGGUCGAACGCACUUUGUAACCUUUGAUUAUUACAGUUAUAAUAUAACUUUUAAUUGCACGUAAGAAACGGUUCAUGUUAAUAGCACAGGAAAUGGCUUCACACUUAAUGUGGUGGUAUUUGUAAGCGAUGCUAACUAUUACUUUACUGCAGCAAUUAAUUAAGCACGUUUUACAAUAAGCACUAUUAGAACCAGCAAUUGUAACUAUUAGCACCAGACAUCCGUCUUAGUACAUAUGUGAAAGUUGUUACUACACCACAGUGUUUUACAAUAAGCACUAUUAAAACCAGUAAUUGUAACUAUUAAGCACCAGAGGUUUGUCUAGCACAUACAUGAAAGUUGUUACUGCACCACAGUGUUUUACAAUAAGCACUAUUAAAACCAGUAAUUGUAACUAUUAAGCACCAGACGUUUGUCUAGCACAUACGUGAAAGUUGUUACUGCACCACAAUGUUCUUCACUGCAUUCUAAGUUACCUUCAUCAAUGACACCAUUCGGUAGAGAAGCAGCAGCAUUCAAGCACCAUACACCUCUUCAGAACAUACGUGAGAACAUUAUUUUUUAAAAUGUGUCCUGAACACUCUUUCCUGGAAAUUUCAGUUGUUAUAGAAACGAUACAACGGAAUGCCAGGCCGGCACAUAUUCUACAUCCGGGAGCAGAGUUUGCCGUCCAUGCCCCAAAGGAGCGCAAUGCCCGAAUAACGGAUUGUCAACGUUCUUUAUUUGUGCCAAUGGCACGUAUUCUGACGUCGAAGGACUGAGCGAUUGUAAGCAAUGCGAUGCCGGAUUCAGGUGCCCUAACGCUGGUUUGGAGGCACAAGAAGAAUGCCCAAAUGGAACGUACAGCAACUCAACCGGUUCUCUUUUUUGUAUUUUAUGCCCAGAAGGUCAUAGGUGAGAUGUCGAGGUCACUGUUUUUGCCAACUUUACAUCCAUACGUUGUUGUAUUCGUUCAUAUGUAUUAGCUGGCAUGGAUACAGUUUAACUGCACUGCAAUCCACUGAGAAUGUGUGGUCGAAAAUUGGUUCUUUACUUGUGCAACUUCGGUGAACUUUUGUCGGAAAUAAAAGAUAAAAUUAGGUGAAUUUCGCUCUAAUUUCCUCUGCACAGCACAGUAACAUAAAGAUUGUUUGAGGAGAAGUUUGUCGUUUGUUCAUUGCCACGACUUCGGUGUCAACAAGACUCUCAAACACUGGUAGACUCAAUAAGAAAACAAAAACUUAGUACGUGCGUCACACUUUUUGGAACAUUUCUUUAGCGUCACUGCUCAGUUUACGACGCAAAACGUCUUCGAUCCCGAAAACUCAACGCCAGAAAUAUUAAAUAAGUUGAAAAAAGUGUGAUGAAGUUUUAAUGCACGCAAAUAUGUACACUUUAUCAAAAACGUUUUGCCUGCUCUCACUUGACUUAAGGUGCAUAAAUUCACCAAUGCUUUCAUUUGCUUCUGAUUCUCCUGCAGGAUCCUAUUAUUUAGAAAAUGUUGUGACUUUGUUAUAUUCUGUUUUUUACCAGUUGUGCUGUGAAGAGUGACGCCCCUGUAGCCUGUGGCAGAGGGUACUUUUCCUCAGAAGGAAGUGUGUCUUGUACUGAAUGCCCUGUAGGAUUUUAUUGUCCAUUGCUCAUCAAUAGUAGCCCUCAACCAUGUACCUCAGGAUUUUAUGCAAAUGAAACAAAGUCAGAUAGUUGUAAAGAGUGUGAUCGAGGUAUGAAGUUUGUUGUUUUUACGUUACCUAGUGAUUCUUCUUGCCUACCUACCUAUUACCUAGCUAAUCUCAUACCCAGAUCUCCCACAUCUCACUUUUCAGCAUUAGACAGAGCUGGAUCAUGGUAUAAGAUUGUCAUCCAGCCAACUUUUCCUUUCUAACGACCUUCUUUUUCCUUCCUAUUUCCCCCCUACCAGUUAAAUUGUCCCCGAGUUUGUCCUCCUUUUUUUUGAGCAUGCGCUCACCUUCAAUUCAUACAAACCAACUAAUAUGGCCCUGCUUGUUGCCGGGCUUAGUUGGCCUCCCAUGUGAAUUCAAACCAACUUACCUGUGUGCCUGCGUGAAUUACAGGUUAUCGAUGCCCGACGACCACUGAUUCCCCUGAAGCAUGUCCUCCAGGUUAUUUCAGUUCAGCAAAAGGACAAACUACCUGCACUCAGGUAAAGUAAAUGCACCUUACUCUGUGCUUGACAGUUAACAUAUACAGGUAUUUUGACUUGUGCAGUUUAUCGGCAUGCACUGACUUAAGUGCUCAUAUAUACAGGGCUGUGCUCUAGCUGAGCCUGGUGGCCCCUGGCGUCUAACUUUUGCUCUUGAGCAACUGGAAAAUCUUACUUUUUUCAUACAAAUCGUAUGUUGGGCACCCUAGAUUCUACAGGUUUUGAGCUCUGUGCUCCCUUUAAUUUUCCAUAGAGCACAACCUUGUAUUGUUUGCUUAAACACAGGCAUAAGGGCUUUAUUGUUCUCUUAUAUUUUCCUUAGCCAAAAUAUUAAUCAAACAGUGUAAUAUCCUUUUAUUUAUAUAUUUUGUGCAUCUUGUAAUGUCACAAGGUAGAUACUGUUUUAGUGGGUAAACUAAAAUGUAAUUCUACCAUUUCCAAUAAUUUUUUCCAAUAUAUUUUCCUUUUUUCUGUUUCAGUGUGCUCCAGGGUACUACACAGUAGACAAUGCAUCACAUUCCUGUCAGCCCUGUCCUGCGGGAAGCCGCUGCCCACUAAGAGAUAGCCUACCAGUGGCAUGUCUCUUUAGUCAGGUAAAACCUGCUCUUUGGCCUGUUUGGAAUAUGUUCUGUCACGUGGCAGUUCUUGUGUUCGUCUUGUCUCACGUCGUAUUUGGGGGCGUUGUAAUCUUUUUAUCAUCUUGUGUGAAUGCUGGAAAAUGUUAUAGCUACUAGCACAACUGAUGUGGCUACUUCGUCAGACAAAAUGUUGAAGCUAUUUAUCAUUAUCAUUACCAUUAUCAGUAUCAUCAUCAUUGUCGUCAUCGUCGUCAUCACCAUCAUAUCAUCAUCAUCAUCACCACCCCCACCAUCAACAUCAUCACCAUCAUCAUCACUGCGACCAUCCAUUAUUGUUGUCCCUGUCUAUGAUAACAGUCCCUACAUUGUCAUUAUUGCACCGUUGGCACGAUUUCAUCCAUAUCGCGCAGCUGUUAAUUCAUUUAAUCACCAUUCUUUUCAUGUGCAUAGACCUGCGGUGAAGUGCGUUUUAUUUGUUUCAGUAUUCACCAGAGGCUUCAGCUGAAUGUCUUUCAUGCCCUGCUGGAAAGAUCUGUUCUGAUCCUACGCUUCCGCCAGUGACAUGUGCUGUAAGUAUGGUUAUUGUUGCUGUUGACAGGGUUUUAAGAUGCUUUUGUGUCUACUUUGAAAUAAGACACACUCGUGUUAACAUUUUUGUACAGGACUGGAAUAUUGGUAGUAUUUUUGUUUUAUCAAUGAUCUUUUUACUGCAUGGCUAAACGUUUUAUUCUUUGUAGGUUGGUACAUAUAGCAAUGGGUCACAAUGCCUCCCCUGCGACAUUGGCCAUUACUGUCCAUCACCACUGAAUGUUCCUCAACCUUGCCCUCAAGGCACCUAUGCCAAUGAGACUGGAUCAGUUUCUUGUAAAGCUUGCGAUGCAGGACAUUCUUGUUUGAACCCUUCAAACACCCCUGUUCCUUGUGCCAGAGGAGAAUACAGUAUUGCUGGACAAACAACGUGCACGGUAGGCGAAUUUCUCAAUUUUGUUCUAAUUCCUUUAUUACCAGAAAUGUCAGGGUCAAAGUUGAACACAAUUCUACAUUUUAUUUUGUAACAUGCUGCAAAACAAAUAGUGCCAUGCGGAAGAGCUGUCAAAGAGCUUUCAUUUGAAUGGUCAUACUAUAAGAUUUCUUCCACAGACUCAAAAGUUAAAAUGUAUAGAGAUGAUUCAUGGUUCGUGUUUAAUGUUCUGCCAAGUAAUUUUCGGUCUUGUUUCCUUCAAACAGAAAUGCCCAGAUGGAAGAUACAGUCUUGGUGCCGCAUCAGUGUGUGACAUCUGUCCCGCAGGACGAUCCUGCAUGAAUGGCUCUGAUCCAAUACCCCCAACUGAGUGCAAUCCCGGAACUUACAGUCCACCAGGAGUUGGAAUUUGUCAUGCAUGUCCCCUGGGGACACAUUCAAGUACAGGGGCAUCUUUUUGCUCCCCUUGCCCAGCAGGGCACACAUGCAAUGACCCCAGCGAGUCCCCUGUUCCUUGUUCCUCUACAGAGUACUGGAACAAUGGUGGUGAGGUAGGAAUGGAGGUCCUGUUCUUAAGCUUGUCCACAAAACCUAUUUGAUCAAAUGGUGAUCAUCAUGUCAAGUAGUCUACCCUGAGAUGUUCUUGGGGCCCGUCACGCGUGUUUUUUCUCAAAUGCGUGAUAAAGCCCUCAGAACGGGUAGGUGAAAAGCUAACUUUGAUGUUACUGUUUGUGAAACGUCACACUACUGCAUGGUCUCAUUAAAAUAGACAGCUAGGAUGAUAAAGAAGGUGGCUUGGUUAUUGAGUGCUGUUGGCAAUUUCAGGCUUCACUGUCUCACUUUCUAUUUCUCCAAAAAGUAGACAGCUCAAACCUCCAAGUAGCCAGUUUUUUAGCCUGCUGCUGGCACUUAAUUGGAACCCUGACUACUUCACUCAGGAUUCAAGUCAAUUAGAUUACCCCGGUUCUAUUAGCCUAACUGCAUUGUCUGGUCUGUGUUGUCUACUUAUAAACAAGUAGAAGGCAAACUCGAGAUUUCUACCAGGGGAUACUUUACAAGGGGUUGCCUCUUGUUGAGAAUUAAACAACAUUUCCUAAUCGCAAGUAGUGCCUGAAAACGUGACAUUUUUCUCCUAGAAGCUUGACUUUUUUCGUGACUUGACACUUCCAAAGCAAUCUUCAUUCCUUUUUUUAUCUUGAUGGGUACAGAUUCCUCGAUGUGUUCCUUGUCCUGCUGGUUAUAGCUGUGCAAACAACACUCAGCCACCGGUACCUUGCAUGCCUGGGUAUUUCUCCCUUCAAGGAAACGCCUCCUGCACACAGUGUCAAGCAGGACAAGCUUGUAGUGACCCUGCGCAGGCUCCAAAACACUGUUCCAUUGGUACCUACAGUGAAGUUGUAAGUAUAAGUCUACUUUUAUUGUUUUGAUAAUUGUUUCCGUAACCAAUACAAGAUAAUAUAUUUUGAUCCUUUCUAACCAUUUCUCUGGAAGUAGUCCGCCUGGGCAUCAACAUAAGCAUUUUCAUUUUGGUUAGCGUGCCGUUUUCUCUCGUUCUUUGAUUCAUGGCACGCGUUCAAAAUACCAGUUAAUAAUAAAAUAAAAUACUCGAUGCUUCAAUGAGGACCGAUUUUAACAUUCUUUUUUAACAACAUUGUCGGUUAGACAUCCUCAACUAUUGCAGAAGGCAAGUUAACCAGUGUUAGGUGAGUUGACAGCAGGCAAAUUUAAAUCGUGCCCCAAAAUCGCCUGUGUAAAUAGGCCUAAAUAUAUUUUCAAGUAUUAUCUUUUUUAACUGUAAGUACUCUCGAGAACGUAAUCAAGAAAAUGAAAUUCAGGUAAACCCUUAACGGUGUAAUUAUAUCUCACUAACAGGGUGCCACAUCUUGCAAGCACUGUCCUGCUGGGUACAGUUGUCCAACUCCCAGCUCUCCUAUUGCUCCUUGUGCAGCAGGAAGCUUCUCUGUUCGCGGCCAGGCCAACUGUACAGUGUGCCCCAUUGGUUACAUGUGUCCAUCACCCACGCAGAGAGCUGUUCGCUGUACACUUGGCACUUACACGUUUGGCGAGACAGGGAAAGAGAAUUGCACUGAUUGUCCUGCAGGGUUUCGUUGCCCUAAUCCAGAGUGAGUGUUUUUUUCUUUACGUAUUCGCCCUACCUACUCGCCCUUGAGUACUGGCUUUACAAUGAAUUUGAAAGAAGAAAGUUUGACUCUGCUAUACUCUCAAAAGGAGUUAGGACUGAAACACUGGGGCAAGACUUAGCACAGUCGAUUAGUGCACGGCCUUCUGUACGGGACAUUCCUAGUUCGAUUCCUGCAGUAAGUAGCUUUAAAUACCCGUGAAGCGGAGCACUGAUGGAGCGAGGGGGUGAAAAGAGCGUACCGUUGGCCUCAGGUUUAUCAGUGUAAUGUGUACUUUUACGAGCUACCGACGUAAAAUAAGGGCCAUUACCAUUACCAUUAAGUUAUAACAGGGAAUGAAACACAACAAUCUUAUGCCACUUAUGACGUCAAGUAUCGGGAUCAUUGUACGUUUCUGGGAAACUGCCCACCUACCCCUCCCCUAAGCCAACAUUUUGACCCAAGUGAGAAGUAAGUGUUAGUGUUGGCUUAGGUAGGUGGGCAGUUUCCCAGAAACGUAUUAUGAUCCCAGUAUAUACCAGCGCGGAUUAAACUCAAAACAGCUGAGAAACAACUACGUAAAUAUCAUAGUUUGCAGAGCGAGACUGCAUGCAACACGAAACUCAAAAUAUUGAAGGUAACGGCCUCAUCGCUCAUGCAGCCUGCAAAAGAAUAUGCCUCACCACACAAAAGUAUCAGUUACUUUAAUCAAUAGCUUUCCUGUUGUCUUUCUUUUAGGUCAAAUGCGGCAGCCUGUCUGAAUGGCUCAUACAGUGUUGGAAAAUCAGUGCGUUGUUGGCCUUGCCCAGCUGGUAAUAAAUGCCCAACGACUGACGUAAGUGACUAACUAGUAGAUACAAUGUAAUUCUAAUGAUUUAUCUCCUAGGCUGACCAUGCAUAAAUAACAAUAUCCAAUUCCAAAUGCGUAUCGAAAUAAAAACUGUGAUAUCGGUUUUGUGUUUUGCAUCGUCUUUGGGUGCUAUAGUUGUGUGUAACAUGAUGUGAAACGUGUUUUUCGUUGUGUGUUUCCGCAGGCUUAUCCAAUCCCGUGUGACCCUGGUCAGUAUGCUGUUACUGGGAGUGUGAAUUGCACUGACUGUCCAGCAGGUUCCGAGUGUCCAUCAACUCAACAAGGACCUACAAGUCAAUGCGUGCCAGGUUUGUGCUUUUGUUUUGUUUUGGAGAAGCUUUGUUCUGUGGAACUGUUGUAGUUGAAUUUAAUCGGUGGUCUUAAUUUUAGUUUCCUUGAGAACUGAAAUGUAUGGAAACGAGUUUAAACAAAGGUAAAUAAAGCUCAAAUCAAAGAUAAAAUGGAACUAUAACAGAUCCAGAAAUCCUCUGUUCUGAUCAUGAAUUCUCGGUAAAAGGUCUUAAAAAAAUGUUUACAAUCUGCAGAUCAGUUUUAAGCAACCUUUUCUAUUAAUGAAGAUGACGUGAACUGCGGAAACACAGAUUUGAAUUGAAAUAUGAUCGUCGCAGUAGUAAUUGCAAUUUAAGCAAUUGCAAAUUAACUUCAACGGGAUUCAAACCCAUGGCCUCUGUGUUAGCGCUGCAGUGUUCUACCAUCUGAGCUAUAAAGACCCGUAAAUUGGGAGUAGGCCAAUUUGUUGAGUUCAUCUUAACCCGUGAAUGGGUCAUUGAUAUAUGUAUCUUUGUGGCUUCGCUUUUAAUACUGUUUAUUCGAAGUCCUUCAAAGAUAUUUUUUCUGAAAUUUGCUAAGUUUUCGUUAGAUCUCUGCUGCAUAUUUGCCAAGACCCUCCCGAAGUUUCGCUAGUCACACAAGGAAGGAUGGUUACAAGGAACCCAACCCUACAAGAAUCUUAGAGUCGUCGACCUUUCUGCCCCAUGUCGUGAGUGAAUUUUCACCCACGUGACCAGCCUCUAUGCAAAUUUAUUGAAACUAAAGAAAAUGUUUGGCCGAUGACUCUAAGAUUCUUCUAGGGUUGGUUUCCUUGUAACCAUCCUUCUUUGUGUCACUAAGCAAACUCCGGGAGGGUCUUGGCAAAUAUGCAGCAGUGAUCUAACGAAAACUUAGCAAAUUACAGAAAACAUAUCGUUGAAGGACUUCGGAUAAACAGUAUUAAUAGCCACAAAGAUACAUAUAUUAAUGACCCAUUCACGGGUUCAACCCCCACAGGAUUGGUUUGGAACACCGACGUAGCCGCUGUUCCAUGUUUUGGGACACCAAUAUGGUGUACGUGACGUGAUUUACACUAAGUGCCUCUAGGCAAAAGACAUUGGAGUUAAUUGAUGAAGAGUCUUCACCCAGCCAAUAGUAAAUGUUUCCUUCAUAAACCUUCCUUCAAACUUCUUUCUUACGUUUUUUAGGAACGUACUCUGUUGGAAAAGCGCAGGCCUGUACUGUCUGUCCAGAAGGAAAGUUCUGUCCAUCAACAACUGUUGCCACGGUGACAGACUGCCCUGGUGGCACAUUCUCAUAUGGUCGUCAGGAGCAGUGUACUCCUUGCCCAAAGGGCUGGAAAUGCCCAAAUAAGGAUGGAACUGGAAAUGUUAAAUGUCUACCGGUAUGUAUGUCGUUUUUCCACAUUGUGUAGCAGAGUAGAGGUCAUUUUUGUUAAAUUGUUUAUUUUUAAUUUUCGUGUUAACAAACCUAUGACGAGUCUGGUGAUUAUCAAAAUGGUUAAGAUAAUAAUAAUAAUAAUAAUAAUAAUAAUAAUAACAAUAAUAAUAAUAAUAAUAAUAAUAAUAACUCACUAACUACCGCACAGGUUGUCGAAACGUCAGUCAGUAUAAUACAAUCAACAACGUGAACAGUCCUUAUUCUGAAGGACUACGUUCACAGGUUGAUCAAACGUCAGUCACUUUUGUUAUGGAACAACAGUCCUAUUGAGGAUGACGUUGACCCAAACGAUUUCAAACAACAACCUAACUUUUGGUUAUGGUAAUGUUGGUGUUGAUAUUGAGGGCGGGUGUUAUAACAAUAGUACUGUGGGAUGAUAAUGACGAUGAUGAUAAUGGUGAUGAUGAUUAUGAUGUCGACGGACGACGAGGAUGAUGAUAGUACUGAUGAUGUAAUUGUAAAUUACGGUGAUGUUCAAAAUGACGACAAAUAAAAAUCUGAUGCUAUUGACGAUGGCAGUAGUGAAUCAGCAAUGACAGGUUCAUCUUGGAAUUUUGACGACUCAACCCCUUACCGCUUUCACAGUGACAGUGUUGGAGAAUGGCACUAGUUAUAGCUUAAGUACAGAUGAUGAUGCUCAUCGCUCGUGAUGUGGAUAAUGGCCUUGGGGACUCUGAUGGAGAUGAUGAUAUUGGUAUUAUUACUUCGAUUGGUAAUGGCAAAAGGACUGAGUGAAGUACAGUUCAGGGAGUACCCUUGAAUUGCACGGCACGAAGUCAUAUUACCAAUUGGUUGUUUCAACAACAAAAUGCGGGAAUCUUAGUCUUAGAAUAUUUAUUAAUGUAAGAGAAAGAUUCCAAAGCAAAAACAUGAUCGGUUACAACUUUGGAUGAAAUUUUCCAGAAUGUGGAAGCUAGCCUGACCGCAUGAUGAACUUUUUUUCGAGUAACAAGCUGUCAAAGCCUAAAGAAAAAAUCGGAAUAAUUGUCACUGGACCAGUUAGUUUCAUCCAUUUUUCUUUUCCAAUUGAACCUGGACAGCUUACCUGGUCACUAUUUUUUCAUUGAUUUUGAUUGGUUAUCAUGCGCUAUGUAGUUAAAUUUCAUUGCCUAGUGGCGUUUGGAACUUGAUUUUCAUUGGUUCUUUAACUGUCCGAUUUGACCUGUCCGAUUACAAGCUCCCGGUAAUCGGACAGGUCAAAUCGGACAGUUUUGGAGUUACAAAAGCAAAAUUAGGCUAUGAAUAUGGGCUCUUCAGAACCAAUCAGAUUCAAGCAUUUUGUUAUUGACACAAUUAGGAUGGUAACACUGGUAAAGAUAGUGAACAUAGGACAGAUUAAUACUAUUACAUGAAGUAAAUGUCAUGCUGCCAUUAAUGAACAGAACUGUACUAAUUAUAUCUUUGUCCUUUUCUUUGUCUCCAGGGAUCCUACUCAGUUGGUAGUCAAACAGUUUGUACUCCGUGUCCUCCCGGGGAGGCUUGUCCAUACACAGAUACCAACCAAACUGUAACCUGUUCACCAGGAGAAUAUUCAGUUGGAUCACAAACGGUAUGUCUUGUUUUUGCCUUUGUUUGUUUGUUUGUUUUCUGCGGCUACGGCUCGAACGGUGGACCGCCAUGCCAUUAUAAUAAGUAAGCAAGUAAGUAAGCAAGGUUUAAUCUCAACAUCAUCGCAAAUUAAUGAAUUACAAUGUUGUUACAAGAGUUUUAAAAACUGAGGUCACAAGCAAAUCAUAUAAAAAUCAGGGAUUGGGUUACAAUAAUGAUGAUAAUAUCGAAUUACAAACAGUUUCAAAACGAUUCUAAUAGAAAAAAAGAGAAUAAAUGGCAAGGCGUGGUACCAUACGACACAAUAAUAUUCAAAUACAGAUUGCAUCAGGGCGACAUAAUUGAAUUUUACGUGAUUACGUGCAUAAAUAGAAACAUUCAUGGAAGUACAAUAGCUUGUGUGGCAGGCGUUCAAAAGGGAAGUGGAAGGGAAUUCGGGUACACGAGUGCACGCGCAAGGGAGACGUUUCGUGCGGCCUUCGCGCUUCUCCCGCGUAGGAAACCCCCUUCUUUCUCGACACCUGCCACUCAGGCUAAACUACAAAAUAUGUGUCGUAAAAUCACUUCGAAGCCUGAUCUCAGGUUUUAGUUUGAUCCCUUUUUGAUUUUUUUCUUUUUUUCUUUUAAUUAUCAACAAUAGCAGAGGCUAUUUUAGGACAAAAAAUUCUUUUGUCACCUUCAUUGAAACAGGAUGUAACAGCUUUUAAAACGCCUACUAUUUAUUUAGUCUGUCUAAACAGAAACAUGUCAUUAAAGCAAACAUUCUCUCGACAACAGUUGGAAACGUGUUUUUUGUUUCCAGUAUUGCACCAAGUGUCCGCCAGGGUAUCGCUGUCCCAGCACAACAUCAAAUACAGAGACUGAAUGUGCAGAUGGUACGUACAGCAAGGGAGGACAACAAGAUUGUACACCAUGCCCUGCAGGAUAUGCCUGCCCAUCAAAGACAGACGACUUUCAAGUGCAGUGCUCCGCAGGGUAUUACACACUUGGGAAUUCUCAGGUAUGGCCAACAAUAAAAUCAAGGUUUAACCAGACAGCAUCGCGACUUCAUUGACCUGUGAGGUCAACAACUGGAGUUUACCACCAUCAUCAGAUGAUAGUCACUAUCAGAACUACCCUAAACCUCCGCUUGUUAGUCCUGGGCGUAUAAAUCUUCAUUCGAAAUGGAUUUUAAACAAUCUUUUUUGUUGCUGUUCUAAUCUAAGUAAUGAUGACAUUAAUUCUUAGAGGCCAGGUCCGAAAACGCGUAUGGAUUUUAGAGGCCAGGUCUGAAAACGGGUGUGAAUUGUUUGUGAAUAGGGGUAGCCCCGGCGUACCAAAAACGUUUGUCGUCUCUUGUAGUGUAAAUCAUGAAGGUUCGUAAAUCAUAAAUUAAAAUCGUAAAUCAAUUGGUCUAUUAACAUUAAGUCAUAUCUUGACCGUCAUUCAUUGAACUUUAUAAAGUGCAGAAAUAUCAGUUAAAUUCAACUUUAUCUCACAGUCAUUUUUCGGCCUUUAAACAACCAUUGUUUCACCAUUCAUGUUUUACGCCAUAAAUCAUAAAAAUCAUUAACUCAUAUAAUUCAUAGUCAGAUUGUUUUCAUGAAAUCACCAUAAGUUUAUUCAAAAUCAUAACUCAUAAGUCUUGUUGUCAUAAAUCAUAAAUUAUUAUCAUAAAUCAUGGAUCGUAAGUCGUCUCUUAAUCCACGGUCAUAUGUCAAUCAUCCGUUGUCAAUUGAUUAUCUAAAGCUAUAACGCAUACGUCACAAAUCAAGAUAACUAAGUCGUACUUAUUAAUCAAUAUUUAUAUUAAGCUCAACAUGUGAUAAACAAACUGUUCGUAACUCCAGGUUCUUUUUAUUUAGCGAUUACAAUUAAAUAAUUAGAUUAAUUGCCAAUUAUUUGAUUUGUAAUUUGCGAAUAUGGGUUUUACAUUGUUUUGUUAAUUCCUUGUAGUUAUUUUUCAAGCUAUUUGUUUUUUACCCACUUGUAAUGUUGUUAAUUGUUGUUAAUCAACAUCUUUUAAUGUUGUUUAUUUUGUAAAAAAACUCGUAAAUUUGGUUAAAGCUUUAGAUUAACCUAAUAUAAUCUGUUUAAAUGCUACUUUUUAUUUUGCUAGCAGCAAAGUGGGGGAUUAAAUGGUAGUAGUUCUUAUGCUCCUCCCAAAUCUGGUGUGAGUAUUAAUGAUAAAAUCUAACUACUGCAGCGAAUUAAUAUAAAAGAGAUUAACUUAAUAAACAGGUCAAUUGUUAAUAAACGGAUACUAAUAGCGGUACGUAACUCUCAAGCUUCGUUCAAAGCAGCUGUCAAAAUAAGUCAAAUGACAUCAAGUGCUUGCCUUGUAAUCUGUAAUUCCAUUUUUAAAUCGUUGACUACGUAUGUCCAACUCCCUUAGUGUAUUAGCACCUUUAUUUCCUUAGAAACUAACUUGCUGUGUUAUAAAUGUUGUUUUUAUCAACUCUCUUAAUACUGUACAACAUACCUACUUGGAUGGAGGGAAAUUUUGUUAACAUCUCACAGAAUACUUUAAACGAAAAACGCUUGCUACUUUAUUGUCUAGAUUGAGUCUUUCAGCUUCGAAAGUAGUAUGUUACGUGCCCGUACUAAAAUAGCAAAAAAAGGGAUUCUAUAAAUGAGAAACUUACUGUAUGAAGAGGUAUGAACAAGGUUUGUAUAAUGGAAUCAAUUGCCACUGUUUAGUCCGAGGACGACAAAAGGCAAUUGGCACAAGUCGAAAUUUUCGAUGUGAACGCUUUAUAGAAAAUAAAUAUUCAUUUAAUUAAUGUUUAUUCUUAAGUAACAUUGUAAAACUCGUCUUUAAUUCAAUAAAAAAUUUAGCAAAAAAAAAAAAAAAAGUCGUAUAAAAAGGUGUAAUGUAGAGAACUGAUGAUAACCUGUAUACCAAGGAGGGGAGUAUUGUACGAAAAUUAUGUAGCAAGUUACUAAGAAAAAAGUCGAUGUUACAGGGUAUUGAAGUCUUCAGCCCACACCACUCUCUGAUUGUUAACCACUUCAUCCUGACAUCGGGGAAAGGGUUCCUAUUUCUUUGUAAAAGGUGGCUGAAUGUACUUUUCGCCUUGUGUUUGCAGGUCUGUACUCCUUGUCCAGCCGGUUCGUUCUGUCCAAACAUAACAGCCUCGCCAAUUGAUUGUCCAGACGGUUCUUACAGCUUGGGUUUUGCGACGAGCUGUAUAGACUGCCCAGCUGGUCAUUACUGUCAAACCAGCAUGAAAGGCUCCGUUCCUUUACCGUGCCCUGCUGGUCGAUACAGCAACAAAUCGGCCAUCAUCUGCACAGAAUGUGAUGCUGGAUAUGCUUGCAAGGGCUCUGAUAUCACUCCAAGACCCCCAUCUGGGUUAUGUCCCAUGGGAUAUUUCUGCCCCGAUGGGCUCAUGGAAGAUCCCUGCCCGUCAGGUACAUUUGGCAAUGUAACUGGUGCUGCGAGUCAAGCAGCAGGGUGUCCCGCAUGCCCUGCUGGAUAUUACUGCCCAGCGGGAACAAGAGGCUACCCCAGCCACAGGUUUGUUUGUCUUUGAUGCUAUAAUAUAAAAUAUUCAAUUGACCCUGCUUAUUUUAAGGUAGAGCUAUUUGUCUCGCUCACCCUUACUCUUACCUUCUCACAAUUCUGACGUUUGUUAAUAUACACUUAGGUCCCAUGGAAAACAGUCAUUUCUUUCGGAGCAAUCUAGGUUUCUAGGAAACUGCCCACCUACCCCUCCCCUAACUCGACGUUAACAUUUGCGUCUCACUUGGGGUAAAAUGUUGGGUUAAGGGACGGGUAGGUGUGCAGUUUCCUAGAAACCUAAACUGAUCCUUUUUUACCCCAAGAGUCCUGAUAUUUCCCGAGACUCUUCAUCCGCAAAAGUGAAAGCUGGCAGUUUAUUUCCUUCCUUAAUUUUUCACGCCACUUUCCACCAUGCUUUAAUCACGUGCUGCUGUAACCCUUUUGGGGAAUUACUGAAUUGUAUCCUGCUCAAGGUAAAUUUGAAUUUAAUCAAGGCCACGUGACCAUGAAUCAACCAAUGGUAUUCCAUGGUUUCCUUAUUGCACGGGAAUUUACCUGCUCAAUACCUAGACGAGGGAAUUUUUGUUGUUUAUCCGCUUACAAAGUUAAAAUGAUGGGGAGGCCAAUGAUAGAUACCACUUUAUAAAGCUAUUUGGCCGCCUUGAAAACUUCAUAUUUGAUACUAAUGAAGAUUUACCGUUGUGCAGAUUAAAGUGCCCACCUGGUCACUGGUGCACUGAAGGCACCCAAACUCAAUUUGAACACCCCUGUUUAGCUGGCACCUUCAACAAAGAAAUUGGACUGGAACGACAAGACCAGUGUCUUGACUGCCUUCCUGGUUACUACUGUCCUGCCGGUGAUCAGACUGGGGACAGAUUGUGCCCCGCAGGACAUUACUGUGGAGAUAAGACUGUUGCUGCUAAUGCUCACCCAUGCACUGCCGGGACGUACACGGAGGAACAGGGGGCACAAAGUAAGUUUUUUCAGGCGCUUUUUGAUUUGUGCAAUCUUAUUUUGUUGCCAUUUCUAUUGGGUGACUCCCGCAAUAACCCUUUAAGCCCCGAUGGUGACCCACAUCCAGUUUCUCCCAACAAUAACACUGCCUGAUCAAACAGACAGGUAAUGAGAAUGAAUGAAAUGAUCACCAAAGAUAAGAUGUUGUGAUAUUAGAACAAAUUCUCUCAAGCAGUACCAUAAGAAACGUAUGAAGAACAGUGUGGAGAAGAUGCAUGUUGAUGCUGGGUCUUAAAGGGACAAUGAGGGCUCAUGUUUGAGGCGAUAUAUUUCCUUUUUUCAAUUCUUACUUGUCUUAAGCUGAUUUUGCUGCAUUUUUUAGCGUGUGCUUUCCUGAAAAUAAAAUAAAACUAGUACUGUUUGUUUUUUUUGUGCGAAAUUUUGAUUUAAGUGCUUUGUCUAGUAAGUAUAAAGCUCCCCUUAUGUGAGAGUUUUUACCCUCGUAAGUUUUUAUACGAAUUUGAACAAGAGUUAUUGGUUACCAUUGUCAGGUGUGCGAAAAGUAAGCUUUCCUUUGUAAAGAGGCACCUCGCACAGCUUUCACAGAUUCAAGGCUAGCUGCAAACAAGAGUUAAUGUAAAUAAGGUUACUGUUUGCUCUUAUAGUGGUGUAGUACAUAAUUUAAAGGUAAGUAGAAUCAUGCAGCGUUUUCUGACGGUCUUUUAAUCACUUCUCUUAGGUCAGUUGGAUUGUAAAGAUUGUCCUCCCGGCUACUACUGUACAGCAGGAACGCAAGAGCCCGUGGCCUGCCCAAAGGGUUCCUACAACCCCUUGAUUCGUAGAGAAUCACAGGCAGACUGUCGAUCAUGUAUCUCAGGCAUGGCGUGCCCUCAUGCAGGUCUAACAUGGCCACCAGUAAAAUGUGAUGCAGGGUAUUACUGUCCAGCGGGGUCAUCAUUACCUAAUGAGACCAUCCACGCAUGUCCAGCAGGAACGUACACUGACCGACAUGACUUGACACAUGCAAGAGAGUGCACAUCAUGCCCAGAAAGACAGUCAUGUGAGGCGGGUACCGGAGGCAAGCAGAAACCCCCACAAGAAUGCGCAAAAGGUAAUGUGGGUAAUGAAACCUGGCGAAGUUACCAUGGAGAUUAUCGUGCUAAGUCAGCGGCUGCACUUUGCCUAUGAAAGCGCUCUGCGGGGUUGCCUGUUGCGCAUGUGGGGCUGUUAUUUGACAACAUGGUCUUCAGACUAGCACAUAGCAGUCGAAAUGUCACGAACAUCAGGAAUGUUAAGCAUCAAGUUUUCGGCUAAGGACGGAUUUGGUUAUACAAUUACUACUGAAUCGGACAAUAGUGCAUCUGAAAACGUUCUUCCUCAAGUUUUUCAUGAUUGUAAAACCAUAACUGUCAAUUUGAUAACGGCUUAAGGCAAACGCCAAAUGCACUAAAACGCAUAAGAAAGUGGCUCGUGGCCAUCUGUGCCGGUUUCGUUAGCUGUAAACGUGAUACUUAGCCCCUCUAAUAUGAGCGACUAUCGUGAGACAAGCAGAUGAAAUCAGCAAAGCUUUUAUGAUAAUUUCAACCCUUAUGUUGUCUUCCCUUUGCUUUUUAAGGCCACUACUGCCCACUUGAAACCCAGAGUCCCACCCAGUACCCUUGUGUAGCAGGGUCGUGGACCAAUCUAACGAAUUUAAAGUCACAAGAAGAGUGUUAUGAGUGUCCCAAGGGCUGGUUCUGUCUCACGGCAAGCACAGCGCCCACUGAUUUAUGCUUUACUGGCCAUUACUGUCCGCCAGGUAAGUGGACUGAUUCAUGAAGCAAAUUUACAACAGCGGGACUAGUUCAGUCGGUAGACGGAUAGACUGCAAAGCGAGAGGUCGCCGGUUCGAUUCCCAGGACCGGACUGAUACUCAGAUUCUUAAAAUAACUGAGAAAUGAAGGUACUGCCUUUGCUGUGCAAACAGCGGAACCUUCCAGUUUCGUGGAUGACUGCGUAAAAUGGCGGUCACGUCUCCAUUAGAAAACGAAAAAUAGUGUCCUCGAAGAAAGUGCGUUUUUGAUAGUCUGUUUAAACGAAGUGUUAUAUUUCUACUGGAAACAGAAACAGCUUACCCUCUCUGUUCCCCGCCAUUAGUCCCAUUAGAGACUUAAAGUUCCAUGAGCUGAGUCUAAUGCCUUGGAUUAAGUACAUGAAACGAUGGCGCGUACUAAAACCCUGGUACAAUGGUGUAGAGCUCAGAACAAGGAUUUCGGCGCUGUUUCACAGACGGACUUAACCAGAGUUUAGUUUCAUCUGCGGCACAGGCUAUUCAGAACUGGAAUUUGCUUUUUUCGCCAUAGAUGUAUUUUGUCUAUCAAAGGUGAUGACUCAUCUUGAAAAUAAUGAGAACAUAUUAAGCGAUCAGAGUAUUUCUUUCUUGUUUUUUUUUUCUGCAAAAGGAACCAAACGAGGUAAUGAAUUUCCUUGUCCGGCUGGCACAUACAACAACAAGACUGGACUGGAACGGGUCGAGGAUUGCGUGCCUUGUACAACUGGUCAUUACUGCCCUCAAGGAACAUCAGUACCAAAACAAUGUCCAAGGGGAACUUUUAAUGAUGUACUGGGAGCAAAGGUAAACACCAAAAAAUAUAUAUUUUUUAAAGUCGUUUUUUUGUCGUUUCAGUCGAAAUUAAAUAGUUUUGGGCUGGGUGGGGCAGUCAAUGGACUGACAGCAGCUUUCAGUGGCGCCAUUUUAUACUGACGUCCGAGCUUAAUGUAAAGAGGGCACGUCUGUUGUCCUCUAAUACAGGACAUUUCAUUCACUCCUUCUUUCAUUCAUUAUCACAUGCUGUCAAAUGUGGAAAAAUAGCGCGUUGGUCUUCAACGAGUCGUCAUUUGACAGCUACAGAAUCAUCGCAAAAAUGGCCCAUUUAGCUACUUGCCCUUUUUAAAAGGUACUUCAAUGAACCCAAGCGGGGAUCUAAGGUUCGGGUGUUUUUUGCUUUUUGGAUCUACAUUGAUGGCAUUAAAGGUGAAAUAUACCUCUUCCCAUUUGCCAGUUAGAGUACAAGAAUGAAAGGUUUGGUGACAGGGUAACACCUGCCCCAUCAAAUGGCAAGUAAGAAUACCUCUAGCCACUUGAGAGCUUAAGUGAUCUGAUGAGGUGCUUUUCUCUAAGCAAGGAAACCCUUCCUUUCAUCACACGUAGAAGGGAAUAGAUAAGACUACUGUGUAAAUAACGAGUAAUCUCUCUUUGUUUUAGAACCAACUUGAAGGCUGCAAGCAGUGUGUCGCAGGAUAUUUUUGUCCCAACCUAGCGAACUACGAACUUACUGCUUGUGAAGUUGGGAACUAUUCGGUAAGAAAUGCCUGACAUGAUACCGGUGGAUGUAAGGGUACUAUGUUACUUUAUCUGCUUUUCUCCAGACUUAAUGCUCAAGGGAUGUGCGUGUGAUGAGCGGGAUUUAAGUUUAAUGUGUCGUAGCCUCCCAGUCAGGCCUUCUUAGGGCUUUGUUAUCCGUUCGUCUCCUAGAGGAAUGCGUGACAAAGUCCUUCGAAGAUCUGCGUGGGAGGCUGGCUCUUCCUUGUGUGAUACAAACUUCGGGUUGUUGUGUUAUUAUAGGCUCCAGGCGCAUUUGAAUGCACGACAUGUGAGGCAGGUCACUACUGUGAUAGUAGAACAACAAGCAAGUCCGUUAUGAUAAGCACCAAGAUUUGUCCCGCUGGAACACACUGUCCGCCUGGUACCGUUCAGAAACCGGAUCUUGUGACUCACGCUUGUAUUAAAGGACACUACUGUCUCAGGGGAGAUGAGGUAAGCCUUGGAAACUCAGUCAAGCCUUUCUGAAUCAUUAUACGUUCCUGGGAAACUGCCCCUAAGCCAAUGUUAACACGUGCUUUUCACUUGGGGUAAAAUGUUGGCUUAGGGGAGGGGUAGGUGGACAGUUUUCCAGAAACGUACAUUGAUCCGCCUGUCUUUAAUUGUUUUCGCUGAGAUUUGUUCAGCGAUAGUACCUAUCAUAUGGAAACUGGGGGCAGAAUUAUCAUUACUUCCAAAGUUAAGCUACCUCCCAGUCUUUAAGUUGUAACAAUGGAAUAUAGCUUUGAGACAAUACUUGAAAUACAUCUUGGCUUACCAUGGCUCCCUCUGACUACAAAAAAUUGCUUGGGACAAAAGUUCGCAGUCUGGGAGGUGGGAGCCCGAAUCACCGCCAAGAGACGUUUUUCUAUACAGAAUGUCCUUACAUUCAUUAUUGAUUUCUCGAACAGAAUGCCUACCCAAUCAAGUGUCCAAACGGAACCUUCAACCCUCAUACAGGACGAAAACAUGUCAGUGAGUGUAUUAAAUGCACACAAGGAUAUUACUGUGAACCUGAAGGACUAGAGAAAGAGGUAAGGGGCAAAGGAUGGAGUCAAAAUGCUGGUAAUUCGUAGUAAAUUAAAGAUUGAUUGGUGGGGACGUAUUUGAACCGAGAGUUAUUUGUAAGUCUUCCAUUCAAAAAAUAACCCUUAAAGUUGUAAGAGUCGAUUUCUUCCGCUUCUAAAGGCAACAGGAAAGCCAAGCCUACGAACGUGAUUAUUUCCAGGAGCCUUUAAAACAUCCGAUUCUCUUUGAACAAGAGAUUAACGAAGGGGAAGCAAGCCAUUCUUUUUAGAUUUGCGGCAUUUAGGCAGAAAAUUCAAUCCACUCAAACUUGCCCUAGAUUAAGAACGUGAAAUAUUCCCAACAUCUGCCCAAAGUUCAAGAGCACAAGCAGUUUGUUGAAUAUCACUAUUUCCCUUCUAGGCUGAUGUCUGCCCUCCCGGUUACUACUGUCCCGAGGGAACUGGUUACAGAUUUACACAUCCGUGUCCAGUGGGAUUUUACAGAAAGCUUUCUGCUGCGGUGUCGGUACAGGAUUGCAGUGUUUGCUUCUCGGGUCACUACUGUGAUGAAUUAGGCCUUCCAACUCCUAAAAACUGUCCUGAGGUGAGGCUCAAAGUGUAUUUGUUCUAAGCAUCCGUUCUUAUAUCAAACCAGUCUUCAACCUAGUUUGAUAAGAGUUUCCUAUCACCCGUUUCUAGAACGUCCUGGCAGUUACCCGGCGUGGAAAGCUAUUUUGUGCGCAUUCAAGAUUCGAGGUCUUAUCCGGUUCGAGGUCGAGUUUUGACGGUUAUGCAAGAAAAUUGACGGUUUGCAAAACAGAGUGGACUGGUUUGGAGAUUGUUUUGAUUAAAAAAAUAAAAAACAAUAGGGUUUGCAACUCGUAAAUUAACAGGACUUUCUGGAAACGGGCCCCUAGCCUUCAUUAGUCACACGGGACAGAAGAUGAACAUUUACUGCAGGUCACAAUGGCGUUCGCCCUUAGAGAGAGUACACUGUAUUUAUGCUAAAGACAUCCUUUUUUUCUUGUUGUAGGGUUUCUUUUGUCCCACUGGUACUACCAUUCCACAGCCAUGCCCAAGCGGUUACUACGGAAACUCGUCUGGCGUAAAGAGAAGCGAGGAGUGUACCCCAUGUCCUGCUGGACAGUACUGUGCUGGGUAUGGACUUCGAGAACCUAGUGGCCCAUGUGAUGCCGGUUUCUAUUGCAGUGGCAGAGCUUAUACUUCUGUAAGUGGUUAAAAAUGCGCUUUACUAGAGUGUCAAUGAUAAAGCACGUAAGUACCCUCCAACUGGAGACGGGACUGUCAUUUUAAGUGGUUAUCCGAGCCACACAUUGUACUUUUUUCACCAGAAAAGUUAGCACUGUUAUCGUUAUUGAAGAAGGUUGAGACCUCUCCCAAUUAUAAAAUCGUAAAACUUCUUACAUUUGAUAACUUGUUCCCGCCACUACGACACUCUCGCCAAAAGUCGUCGUUGAAUGGUGAAGGCUACCUCUUUUUCUCGCCAAAAUGACGCUGCCCCACGCGCGAGCACUACUUACUAUUGAGAAAAUCUCGUACUCGAAGUCGUUUUCGUCUUAGAAUCUAAAGCUCUCUAUUCCUCCGCGCGUAAGGAAUGACUGAGGUGAUGUCUUUAAGACACCAGAUAGCUUUUCGUGCCAACAUGAUAGUAGGAAGUGGGAAAAGGAUUUCUUUUUUGACUUGCGGUAAUUGAAGUAAAGAUGAUUUCUCUCAGGCACCCCCCGAGGGAAGUCCUACUGGAGGUCUCUGUCCCCAAGGAGGAUACUGUCCACAAGGAGCAAAGACACCUGAGCCCUGCCCUGUGGGGAAAUACAGUGGAACCAAAGGAAAUAAGGAACCUGAUGACUGCAUUACCUGUGAUCCUGGGUAGGUACUUGAAGGUACUCCAUUUUGCUUUAGAAUAUCCUGAUCCAGGCUCCAUGUGCAGUCGUGCAGAGAAAAGUGAUGCGAAAAACGCGCGGGGGCUGGGGAAAGAGGGCAACGUCCUCCUCGCCAAUCGCGCGGGUCUUAUUUUCGUUUUUCUUGUUUUAUUUUCGCGACGUUCGUACUAACUGAGAGCCUGGCACAGGUUAGUUUUAUGGAGACAUGGCAGCAGGAAAUAAAGUGAAACGACAAUGUGAACACAUCAUAUAGGGCAACAAUUUGCUAAUUGUGCCGUGUGGGGUUGAAUAAAAAUAUUGUGUGAAUAAACGCUGAUGUCAAAGAGGACGUUCUAUUUUGAGUUACUAUUUUGAGCAAUAAAGAACACCUUGCAUUGAAAAGAAAGCUCAAAGUAAAACGUUGGUAAAAUAACUAAAUACAUGAGGUAAUAAUGGCACAAAAAGAUGAAGAAUAGUGUAGAAUUAAGUAUAGUUACGUGAACGAAAAAAUAAUUCAGGAACCUUGUUGUUAGCCUCUUUACUUUGUGAAAUGUUAUGAUCAUCUCCACUAGUAGACCUGUAUUGCGAGGAGUCUCCAUAACAAUAAAAGGGUUUGUUGAGCUUUUAUAUUUUGUUGUAUUUUCAGAUACUACUGUGCAGGUGAUACUAACCCCAAACCAACUGGCCCGUGCUCCCCUGGACAUUAUUGCACUGGUGGGGCAUCUACACCAACCCAGUUUGUCACACCCAAAGGUCACUUUUCUGGUGAGGCAGCUUCUUCGCCCGUCCAAUGCCCUGUGGGAACUUACCAAGAGGUACGCGUUCAGAUAUCAUAAUUUAAAUUAGGUAUUGGUAAAUGUUAUAAUCCAUUUAUACUGGUGUACAGUAUAAUGAGCAAAGCCCGCAAAUGUGCAAUGGAGAUAUGUUGACUAUGUGUGUUGACAAUAUUUGGGUAAGUGGGGCUAGCUUCAUAAAUGGUUACGUCACAGCAAGUGCUAGCGUCUGGUUUGUUAGUUUGACUUGGCUCCAGAGUGUACUUUGCUAUUUCGUUGAGUAUUCGUUUCAAAAUUCCGCACUUCCUUUUCGCUAUUAUUUAACAUGCUUUGAAAACACAGGCAUUUUGUGUUUAAUCUUUCACGUUUUUGUCUACAGAGUGAUCGUGCUGAGCGGUGCACUAAUUGCACUGAGAAGAAUUUCUGUGAUGAAAUGGGGCUGACAUUUCCAAAGCCGUGUCUCUCAGGCCACUAUUGUCCUCCAAACAGUAUUAAACCCACAGCAUGCCCACCCGUAAGUAUUCAGAAAACAGGAAUACUGAACCUAGUCGGAGCUUUUGCGUUGUUGAAUACUGUUAAACACAAGAAAUUACAUAAGAAAUAUGCACGUACACCCUAAACAACAUUGGGGGGAAGAAGUACCGUUAUGUUCUGAUGUCCCCAUGUAAAUCCUACGUAUCUGCAAAGAAUUUGUAUGGAUCUAUCAGUGCUUAACGGUGAUUAUAUCUCCCCUCCAAUUUGCUCGAACACUUUCUAACACACUGAUUUUUGACCAUUUUUGGCCAAUACCGUUAUUUCGCAAGUUACGUUUUUGUGACGUCAUCACUCAAGUCUAUUUUUUGGUUGUUUGUUCUAAUUUUCCCGCAAAGAGUCAAGUCAUUCUUGUGAGAUCUUGCGAGAGACUCUACAGUUCGCCUGGUGACUGAAUUAACGUUAUUGAGGUUGCAAUUUUCUUUUCUGCAGGGUACCUUUAACCCGAAUACAGGAACAGCUACAAUCGAUUCUUGCUUGCCUUGUGAUGCUGGGUCAUUUUGUAAACAGCCAGGAUUGAAUGCCACUGAAGGCAAAUGUUUUGCUGGAUAUUACUGCACUGGUCGUUCCCCAAGCCCAACACCCGUAAGUUCUUAUCAGUGUGUUGAACUUGACGCAAUCAGUAGUGUAUUUAUCUGUUGCAGAGAAUGUUCUUAGCGUUGCAGAAACAAUUACUUUUCAUUGUGUUUCAUUUUGAAAAUCGAUCGUUUGGGUCAUGUCAUUGCUUGUUAACAUCAUCUGCAGCACCAAGAAACUACCAUACCUCAGUCGUUGAAAGCCUGCGCUUUCCUGCAGAUAAAUAACUAUUCCUUUGAAACUCGUUGCAUUAUGUCCUAGACAGAAAUAUACUUAGUAAACGUAUGGCGUCUUCAAGCUUAAGAAUAACUAAAAGUGUCUAUAGAACCGCCCAUUUAAGCCCGUGUUUAUUUGCAGAAUAAUGGCUCACUGCUUUCAAACAUAACGUAUGGUGGUGUGUGUCCCCCUGGUUACUUCUGUCCAGUUGGUAGUGAACGGCCGUAUGAAAAUCCGUGUCCAAAUGGCACCUACAGCAAUAGAACAGGACUGGAAAGAGAAGAUGAAUGCAUCCCUUGUGACCCUGGAAAAUCUUGCACAGGCGAAGGCCUAACAGCGCCAAACGGUAUCUGCAGGGCUGGAUGGUAUUGCGUCAGUAAGGCAACUACACCUAUACCCUUGGAUGGGGUGACUGGGAACAUUUGCCCAGCUGGGUUCCACUGUCCAACUGGAACAGAUACAUUCAAGGAUUGUGCGCCAGGAACCUACAGGUAUCCCUAUAGAUCUCCACACCUUUCCAGUUGCAAAAUGAUAAUAGUGAUAUUUUUUUAAGAAGGCAUGCACCUGAUUCCCAUUUGUUACCGUUAUUUUUACAUGAUAUCAAAUGGCAGUCCAGUUUAUUGUAUUGUAAGUUGUUGUAUACUAACAGUUUAGGUUGGUCAAUAACAUAUAUUCCGUGACCCACUAAGUAUUAAUAGCUUUGCUUGUUAAGAAGAGUGGUCUUCGCUUCGUUAACGGCAAUAAAAACGUCAAAAAGCAGUAGGUUUAAUAAGGAAAACAACAAAGAUUAUGUGCGUAUAUCACACUCUUUACUCUGGUGCAUUUCUUUCCCGUCACUGCACGACUUCCAGGUAAAUCUUUCCUACGCCACGUUUUAUUGAGGCUGUAAGAACACACCACGACAACUUUUUCUUUCUCUUCUCAACUUGGAUGCGGUCCAUAGGAAUUAAAUUCCACAAAAGUUGUUCCAUAUUUGACAAUUGAGCUCGUUUGAGUAAACGUUUAACUUUGCUUGUUUUUCAGCAACGUCACAGGACUUGAAACAUGUCUAGAAUGCCCGGAACGUUUUUACUGCAAUGGUGCUCAUUUUGCCCAAGCUGAUAGCAAGAAACCAAUCCCUUGUCCUAAGGGUCGCUACUGUCCUGGUGGAACUGGAUUAUCACAGCCAAAAUGCCCCGCUGGUACAUACAAUCCCCAGGUAAACUUCGUAAUUAUCAAAAUCUAUCUUGUGACCACAUCAAGCACAUGUACUAACGUAUGUUAAUUUUUUUUUCAUAUUUCCUUGAGGUAAUAAUUAGAGUUUAGAGCCCUUGAGGGCAUAAACCACUAUAAUAAUAGUAAGGAAAGCUUGCAAAAAGGUAGCUUGCUGGUUUUGCACGUUAAGUCACGGGCAGCCAUGUUGGUUUGGUAGCACUUAACCCCUUUGGGACCUGAACUCCAUUUUUUAUGUAAAUGUUUCGAAAAAAUAUUUUUACAUUGGUCACCCACAUAGCCGCCUUGUCAUGGGCUUGCAAACCAGAACUGCAGCAUUCAUCAGAUCUUUUACACAAUGGUAAUGUUGCCAGAGAACACAGAUGAUCACGUUCAUCUUUUUUUACCUGUAGUUCGCUUUAAGUUUGUAUCUACUUAUGUUUUUCAGUUGGGUCUCGCUCGUGAAAAUGAGUGCCAUCCCUGCCCUGCUGGCAAGUAUUGCAGUGGUGCUGGAAUUGAAACGUUCCCAAGUAACAUAUCUGGUGACUGUGAUCCAGGGUUCUUCUGUGUUUCAGGGGUGAACACUCCUCGCCCCAGUCAGAACUUCAGUGGCAUCGGUGGUGUUUGCCCUCCAGGAGCAUACUGUCCUGUAGAAACAUCUGAACCCAUAGGCUGCCCCAACGGUACAUUUUCUAAUGUGUCCCAGCUUGAGAGCGUAGACCAGUGUACGCCAUGCUCGGAUGGUCAUUACUGUGAGCAGUCAAACCUCACAGAACCAACAGGUAGGCAGGGACUCGAUGUAUGUCCAUCACUCAUUACCCCAUUUUUAGUCAUUAAGUUAUUGUGUUUCCAGUCCAGUCUAGGUUCUGACGUGCUUCUGUUUAUUCAUUUCUUUUCAUCAGGGAAAUGCGCACCAGGCUUUUAUUGCAGACGAGGCUCGAACACAGCAAGACCAACCAGUGUGUCAGCCAUUGGAGGACCCUGCCCAAAGGGCCAUUUCUGUGAACUUGGUACAGCAUUCCCUCUAGGGUGCCGAAGAGGAACAUACAAUCCCAAUGAAGGAGAAGCCGCAUGCUUUACUUGCCCAGCAGGUUACUUCUGUCCUGAGAACUCCACAGACUUUAAUCCUUAUCCUUGUCCACCCGGCCAUUAUUGCCCCAAUGGCACUGAAUACGCUACACAGUAUCCUUGCAGCAAAGGCUAUUUCAAUGGUGCUACAAAGGGUGUGAGUGUGGCAGAUUGUUCACCAUGUCCUGGUGGAAAAUACUGCAAUAAAUCAGGGCUCUCGGGACCCACCGGGCCAUGUGCAGCUGGUUAUUUCUGCGUCAAUGCAGCUUACACAGACAAACCUCAGGACUAUGAUAACUUCACCUCAGGUGACUGUCUGUGCCCUGCAAAUUCUACUGGAGGAGAAUGCCAAGAAGGCUUCUUCUGUCCUGAGGGUUCGCAUGAGCCAACCGCUUGUACAGGAGGGUUUUACUGCGCUGGCAAAGGAAAGGAUGCAGUCACUGCAGAAUGUGAUGCAGGAUGGUUUUGUACUAGCGGAGCUAAGGUGCCUCGACCAUCAGAUGGAAUCACUGGGGACAUCUGCCCACCAGGGCGCUAUUGCCCCAAGGGUACCAAAGUUCCGCAGCUUUGCCCAAUAGGAACAUACUCAAAUAACACGGGAAACAGCCAUCAGGACAACUGUACCGCUUGUACGGAGGGAUCAUACUGUGAAACUAGGGGAUUAACUAAGCCUACUGCGCUUUGCUCAGCAAAAUAUUACUGUCCUUCUGGUGAAUCAAUAGAUAAGCGGCUGUCAUGUACUAAGGGGCAUUUCUGUCGAGAAGGAAGUCCUCAGCCAGUCCAUUGCCCAUCUGGAACCUACCAGGAUGAAGUACAACAAGACUAUUGUAAGACCUGCCCUGCUGGUCAUUACUGUGACAGUAAGGAUGACCUAAGCGACUUCACACCCUACCCAUGUCCAAAUGGGUACUACUGCCCCAAUGGAACGAGAUAUGCCACAGAGUUUGGCUGUCCAAACGGAACUCAUGGAAAUGGCACACAGCUCUUCCACCCUGAUCAGUGUGUCAAAUGUCCACCUGGAAAAUUCUGCUAUGGUAAGAUGGAAAAUGGAGGUGGUAGUAUGACUAAUUGGCUUACGGCAUUUGAUUUCAGUCCCGAGUUCAGUUUCUCUGGCCAAAUGAGAUUCUUACUUGUUAUGUUGAUAUGAAUUAUUUGUUUCUGUCCUUACUUCUUGGCCGCAUUGAGUACGUCUGGGUCAUCAGUAUUUGUGUCAUAACAGUCAAUAUUUAAAAAGUCAAAUCAAAUAGAACACACCUUACUUCCAUGUCCUAGCCUCCAACCUCCAAUACACACUCCCUAAUUCUGUAAUGUAAUAUUACGUCAGUUUGAGGCGCUAAAACGUAAAUCAGUUUCGAGCCUCUAAUGAGCUCACCCUUGAUACUAGCGACCACGUUUAACGGGAAUUUUCUUCGUUUUAUCGAAAGAGGUAAUAUAAGUAAAACGCUUCCUAAACAGAGCAAUUGAUUUGUAGUCCGUUCUUUUAAUUACUUAAUAUCUUCACAGGUUCAUCACCAACGUUUAGUGGAGACUGCCAAGAAGGCUAUUACUGCCGACUUGGUUCACACACACCUACUCCGACCGAUGGUUCCACGGGUGAAGAAUGUCCUGAAGGCCAUUUCUGCAUAAGCGGCACUAUCGCUCCUGAGAGUUGCCCUCCUGGGACAUUUUCCAACUCUUUAGGCCUCAGGAACAUUUAUGAAUGUACAAACUGUACACCCGGCUUGUUCUGUAAUGGAAGCGCACUUGUAGCGCCCAGUGGUGACUGCUGGCCGCGUUAUUUCUGCAGAGGAAGGGCAGAGCAUCCAGCUCCUCAAGAUGGCAUUACUGGAGGGAACUGUACACCAGGACAUUAUUGUCCGGGAAAAACACCAGAACCUAUUCCAUGUGAGGUAUGUGUUGGUUGAGGCCUGAGAAUAGUGAACAUUUCUCUAUACUUUUUAACUUGUCGCUAUACUCCUGUAUAUUUGUUAACCUAGGUUGAUUCUCAAUUUCCUUGGUCUUCCAGGGCUAGGAGAUAAAGGAAGCUGUGAAUCAACCUUGGUUAAAAUAAAAUUAGCCUGAAAUCAAAUUUGACCUGUAACAUGUUCAUUAAUUAGUUUUCUUUUAUCAGUUGCUAAUGGAAAUAUAUUUUUGGAUCUCGGCAAAUCUGUCGACUGUAAAGUGACUUUUCCUCCGCCCUCGUGGUUGCCUAGGCUCCCCCACUCCCCCCUCCCUUGUCUCAACUAGUGACACAAGUGCUCAGUGUAACAAUAUAUUCGGAUUACUUUAGGAUGGAACAUACAUGAAGGAUCCUCUUGCUGAUGCAUGUCUUGAUUGUCCUGCUGGGUUUUACUGUGUAAACGACAAGAGUCAAGACCCAGAGCCAUGCCCUAAAGGAUUCUAUUGUCCAACAAAAACAGGCUUUGAUUGGAAACCCUGCCCAAAGGGAACGUACGGAGAUGCAUCUGGAUUAUCAAAUGCGACAAGUGAGAGUACAUUAAGCGUGUAGGAUGUCAGUGCACUAGAUAUUGUUUUUUACUAUGACGUUUCAGAAAAUUCAUUGCCAGUGAUUAUUUAGCGACUAUUCCUUAUACAGUCAACUGCCUUUAUAGCGGACACGCUAGAGACCUCGAGUUAGUGUCCUCAUUAGCGAGAUUCCGUAAUAGCGGGAGUUUAUUUCAGUCAAACGUCUUUAAUCUGUUUUUGCCAGGGAUUUAGCUGCUGUCCGUGUUAUCGGGGUGUCCUCAAGGCGAGAGUUGACUGUAAUUUUGUUUCCUGGAACAGCACGACUGAAUUUUUAGCAGAUUAGCACAUUGCGACCUCUGACUAUAGGUUGUUAAUGAUAUGCACAGUAGAACCUGUUGACAAGUAACCAGUACAUAGUACGUCUAUAGGACUGGCUUGCCAGUCAAGGUUAAAUGAAAGUGCUGCUCAGAAUAUUCAAUUCAAUAUGUAAUUCAACGUAUUCACAUGAUGUUAAAGUAUUGUUCUGGGAUCUAUUUAAUAAAACUUUUACAAGUGUAGUUUACAAGUGUAGCCAAUCUUUUAGGCUCUGAAAACAAUAGCUACACUUGUAAAAGUUUAAUAAAAUUGACCCCUGAUCUACUUUUUGCAGGCUGUCGCCCUUGUGAUUCUGGUAAAUUUUGUGCACACGAGAAUGCAACUGCUGUUUCUGGAGAAUGUUUUGCUGGCUACUUCUGCCGUCGUGGUGCCGAUUCAGCAACACCUAAUGCAAGCUCAGAUUCUGGUCCUUGCCCAGAAGGCCAUUACUGCCCACUGGGCACAGGCGAACCCAAAAAUUGUCCACCUGGAACUUUCUCCAAUGUACAGUUCUUAGAAAAUGAAUAUCAGUGUCAAAAUUGCACAGAGGGAUUUUAUUGCGGAGAACUUGGACGAAGAAAUGUUUCUGGACCAUGCGACCCUGGCUUCUAUUGCCACAAGGGAUCUAAGGUGCCUAACCCACCAAGUGUGACAGAGUCCGGAGGACCAUGCCCAGUGGGGCAUUACUGUCCAGCAGGAACCUCAUAUCCACUUGGUUGCGAAGCUGGUAGCUACAAUGACCGCACUGGCCAAGCAAACUGCACAUCUUGUUGUGCUGGGUUCUACUGUCCAUCCAACUCAACAGCAUGUGUUCUGGAGUGUCCAGUGGGACAUUAUUGUCCAGUGGGAACUGAGGCACCAUUUGAUAAUCCAUGCCCCAAGGGAUAUUUCAAUAAUGAGACAAGGCGACAAAGCAUGAGGUAGUAGUUUAUUGUGUUUAAUUUAAGUUCUUAUUGCUCAACGAUUCUUGCUUAUAUUUGGAUUCUUUAUGUGCGUUUGACAAAUUGACACCAGUCACUAGACAUUUUACGUGAACUGUUUGCAAUUUCCUGUUACUAAUGAUACAUUGAUGAUAAAAUCUUGAACAAAUUCUGGUUAUUUCUUGGGCUCCUGGUAGAAAAUUCUCUAUAUUAAGUAUUGGAGCUAGAGUAUGGUGAGAUUAUGGUUUAUUCAGGGUGGAGGACAAAUCCCGUGUGGUGCAUUUAGCGAGUUAUAAGGACUUUUGUUCCUGUUGACUUUGCUGUCAAAUACUUUUCUCUUGCAGUGGUUGUACACCAUGUCUGCCAGGCAAAUUCUGUGACAAAGCAGGCCUUGAAAAACCGAGUGGGGAGUGUGCAGGGGGUUGGUACUGUGUACGUGGAGCGUGGUCUAAUAAACCAACUGAAGUGGGUGUCCUUGGUUACUGUAAUUCUUCAAUUGGAAUGGGAUGCUUCUGUCCCAAUACAACUACAGGAGGAGUCUGCCAGCCAGGGUUCUACUGUCCUAAUGGUUCUCGUGAGCCAACACCAUGUUUGAGAGGUAAUUUGUUGUAGGAGACAGUAAAGAGUUCAGGUCACAGUACGGUUUGGUCAUUACCUUGCAAACACCUAAUUAACUGCUAGUCAGAACCAUCCAGCCACUUUUGAUGUGUCUAUUUAACAUGGUGUCGUCCUUUAAAGAGUUACUUUUCCGCUCGUUUCCUAGCACCAAUUUAGAAAACAAAAAGUGUAGUCGAACAGUUUGUCCUUCAAGGAUGAUUUACGCUUCAACCACUGAUACGUAACCCCCAUCAGUACUUGUCCCUUUUUUUUUCGCUCUUAGCAAAGGCUUAGAAAUAAACUGUUCUGUUUUGAAUCUUACUUCCAGGUCACUAUUGUGCUGUUGCCGAGCUGUCUAAUGUCACAGGUCCCUGUGACGCUGGCUACUUCUGUAAAGAGGGAGCCAGAUUUGCUGCUCCAACAGAUAAUGUUACCGGAGGCGUUUGCCCCAUGGGUCACUACUGUCCUGCUGGAACGUAUGACCCAGUUAAGUGUCCUGAGGGAACCUACUCAAAUUCUACUGCCAAUCAAAAUAUAAGUAGCUGUCUAGCCUGCAUGCCUGGGUAUUACUGUGGGGCGAGAGGUCUGGAGCAGCCAUCAGGACCAUGUGAUGCAGGCUACUACUGCCCAGGUGGGCAGAAGACAAAAACUCCACCAGAGUACACCUGUACCCCAGGACAUCAUUGUCCGGCUGGAAGUGCUUAUCAGGUGCCUUGUGAGAGCGGAAAAUACCAAGAUGAGUUCCAACAGGGAUCAUGCAAGACCUGCCCUGAAGGGUUUUACUGUGAUGCAACAAUUCUCAAUGCAACACACUGUAGCCACGGCGUGCAAUUCCCAAGCCCAUGUAUCAAAGGUCAUUACUGCUUAAGUGGAACUAAAUUUGCACGUGAACACAAGUGUCCAGCAGGUAAGAGGUCAAGCUAUGAUUGAUGAUAAAAGUAAGAUUCAAAAACUUUGUGGUCUCGUCAAUGUUGAACUUGCUUCUUGUAACAGUACCUCCGGUUUCUGGGAAACAAAACAAACACCGAGAACGAGUACAAGUUUACAGAAAUGUUGAUUGUUAUGUUGUGUGCAGCCACACUGGAUGUAAAGAAAUGACGGAUAGCCUGCUAGUAAUUAAGUCAUGCCUCACACCCGCGAUACAAUAGCCAAGUGCGACAGUGAAACUUAACAGAUUAAGCUAAUGGUGUAUCUACUAUGGAAGGAAGCAUUGCAAUUAUCUUUUAACCUUAAGUUUUUUGUUAUUUUUAGCUCAUGUCAUUGAAACCAUAGUCUGGUUUUACCUAUUCUUGUCACUUACAGAGCCUUCGAAAAAAUCAAAGGAAAUUAAUGUUUAAUGAAUGUCUUCAUAUCUGAUAAAAACACGGCUAAACUUUACGUCUAAUUUUUUAGACCAAAAAAACCGGAAGUCAUAAAUUUUAGUGUAAGGAUGAGUUGAUAUUGAUCAGAAAUUUUGAAGCUGUUCGCAAAACUAGCAGUCGUGUAUCAUCAGGUUUUAAAAAAAUUAUGUUCCUCAAUCUUUCUUUUAGGGACAUUCAAUAACAAGACACAUGGUAAAAAUGUCAGUGAUUGUACCAGUUGUCCAGCCGGCAAAUAUUGUGCAGGGGAGGGAAAUGAAAUCUGGACAAAUGACUGUUCACCUGGGUUUCACUGUAUUGGCGGUGCUGACAAUGCCUCUCCUAAUGAUGGAACAACUGGUGUAAUUUGUCCUACUGGGUAAGGAUUUUAAUUGCGCGUUAGAACUAAGUUUAGGUGGAGGUACAGUCACUGCAGACUGCCUGGUCUGUCACGGCCGUACCUCAGGGUUCGUACAGAGUCUUGAAUUCUUGAAGAAGUCUUGAAAUUUGCCCAGCAAUUUUUUUCAGACCUGGAAGAGGUCUGGAAAAUAAAGGUCGCGUCUGGAAAAAUGGUAAAAAGUAUUGAGUAUUUUUUUUAAGGCUUCAAUAAAUGCUUUAUAAUGUGAAUUUUUUUCGUUUUAGUCAAAUCUUGCUCAAUCUUGCCUGUACGUCUGUAGCACAUCAUGAGACUUUUGUUCCCGCUCCACUGAUCGCCUAUUUGAUAACCUUGAGUCUGGAAAAAAGAAAAUAUUGUUUUGGAAAAAGUCUUGGAUAUUGGAUCCAAAAAUCUUUACGAACCGUUAUACCUAAAUAGCAAGGAACUGCGUUAGAUUUUCUCUCUUUUCUUUCCUGCAGACAUUACUGCCCCGCUGGCACAACUGUCACUAUCCCCUGCAAGAAAGGUACAUACGGCCCCACAGAACAGCUAGGUUCCCAAGCAGAGUGCAAGGGGUGUGAUCCAGGAGAGUAUUGUGCUAUUGAUGGUCUCAACCAAACAACUGGGAAUUGUUCCUCAGGGUAUUUCUGCAAACAAAAUGCCUCUGUGAGUGAACCAACAGACGGUACUACUGGUAAGUACUGUAGCUGUUGUUGAGCAACAGUGGCCUUUAGUGCUGUUUUUCAUGCAGAGCAAUCAAAGGAGCUCUUACUUUUUAAGCUAAUAUAUUUUUUACGGUGGUCCGAACUACGUCUGCAAAUAAAAAAAUUGAUAUGUGACGUUUUGUAUCUUUUGAUUUAUCUUUUACAACGUUGCAACGUAAUAGAUUUUUUUCCUACCCAAUCUCAGUCCCACGUUGUUUGGGAAUCAGAAGGCUCAUAUCCCCAACAAAAUAACCUGGCAUGAGAGUUUGUGCUUCUAUAACAAACAGAACCUUUCACAAUUUUCUUUCCAGGUGAUGUUUGCUGGAUUGGGCAUCAUUGUCCUGUUGGCACAGCCAGUCCUCUUCCUUGUUCUCCAGGAACGUACAUGAACCGCACCCAAGCUGCUGAGUGUUACACGUGUCCACCCGGGUACUAUUGUAUCAAUAGAGUUUAUCCAGAACCUUGUCCUGCUGGUAAGAACCCCCCCUCCCCCAAUUCCCCUUGAAAGUGAGUAAGAAAUAAGGAUAUGAGUCACAAGUACAAAAAAUUGCGUUUUCUACACCCGCCAGGUAUGGACUAACUGUAUUCUUCGCUUAAUCUACAUCUUCUUUUCUAAAUAAGCUUGAAUUUUUUGAAAUUUGCUCCAGCAACUAAGGAAACUGUUUCGUUGGUAGAUCCUCUCAAUGUCCUAGUUUUUUUGAACCCAAAAAUCCGAAUUAAAUUUGAGUUGUCCGUUUAGAUAUGUUCCUCACGUCACUUAACGAUCUUGCUAAAAAUGGUUUCAACUACAUAUUUGAAGUACAGAUUUUGAUUAAGCCUCCCGGUGGAAGCCAACAGAAAAUAAGAGUAUCUUUGACUUGUUCUUUUUCAGGCUGGUACUGUCCACUUGGCACGGGACACGACUGGAGACCUUGUCCAAGAGGAACCUACAGUCCAGUUGAGUUCCUUUCUAGAGAAGAACAAUGUAAGUUAUGUGAUCCAGGCCACUACUGUGCUCUCCUAAAUGCUACAGCAACCUCAGGACUUUGUGAUGCGGGAUUUUUCUGCCAUAAUGGCUCUGACCAACAACAACCAUCUGGCGGUAACAGAGGUGAUGCAGGAAUUUGUCCCACAGGAAGCUACUGUCCACAGGGUAAUCCACUAGCUCCAAUAGCUUGUCCUGCUGGCUACUAUAAUAACAGAACCCAUGCAACGUCUUUUGCCGACUGUAAGAAAUGUCCCGGUGGGCAAUACUGUGAAGAAGAUGGUUUAUCUUGGCCAAAUGGCCCUUGUGAUCCUGGCUACUACUGUAUUGAGAAAUCAGCCUCUCGAAAACCGAAUGUCUCAGACACUGGAGGUCCUUGCCCACCCGGCCACUUCUGUCCAGGUGGUUCUCAAUAUCCAAUUGCCUGCAAAGGUGGCGAGUACAAUUCUCGGUGGGCACAAAGUGAAUGCCUUGUUUGUCCUCCUGGUUAUUUCUGUCCGAAUGCUUCAACAAAUGUUACUGACUGCCCCAAAGGAUUCUACUGCCCCAAUGGCUCAGCGUCAGCUAUUCCAUGUCCAAAAGGGUCUUACAAAAAUGUCACCUUGGGUGAUAAUGUCCUCGACUGCACAAUCUGUCCUCCUGGAGAAUAUUGUGAGUUUAGCGGCUUGCCUCAGCCAUCAGGUUUGUGUGCUGGUGGUUGGUUCUGUACUGGUGGGUCAUGGCAGAAGAGGCCUCUAAACACAAGCGACAUAGCAAAUGGUACUGCUGUCUGUCCACUGAUUGGUGAAAUUGGAGGAUUUUGUAAGAAAGGCAGCUUCUGUCCAGCGGGAUCUCAUGAACCAUUGCCUUGUACGCCAGGAUAUUACUGUUUGACCGAUAAACUAGACAGUGAGUCUGGGGCCUGUGCAGCUGGACACUAUUGCAAUGGAAGCACUAUUUAUAGUCAUCCUGUCAAUCAAACAACUGGAGAUAGGUGCCCAAAAGGUUACUACUGUCCUACAAAAAGCUCAUACCCAACAGCAUGCCCACCAGGAACUUAUGCUGACACUGAAUACAACCAGUUUAAGAACAAUUGUAAGCCGUGCAUUCCCGGUAUGUUCUGCCCAACGUUUGGACUUGAUUACCCCAGUGGAAAUUGUUCUGAGGGAUUCUACUGUCCAGCAGGAGAAACCCAGCAAAGUCCUCCAGACAAGGAAUGUCAACCUGGUCAUUAUUGCCCUGAGGGUAGCGGACUUCACAAUCCAUGCCCUGCUGGGACUUAUCAGCCAUACUCGAGGAAAGGUUUUUGCUACACCUGCCCAGCUGGCAGCUACUGUGAUCCAAAUGAAGCUAGACAAAACAUGUCAUGUGAAGGAAAUGGCUCUUGUGGAGUUAUUGCACCAUCUGAUUGCCCUGCAGGAUAUUUCUGCCCCAAUGGUACCAAAUGGGCCAAGCAGUAUCCAUGUCCUGUCGGAACCUUUGGUAAUGUGACAAAGCUUAUGGAAGAAGCACAAUGCACUCAGUGCACUAAAGGUUACUACUGUCAUAAGUCCGGAAUCACAGUUCCAACUGACCAGUGUCAUGCAGGAUAUUACUGUGUGGAGGGUGCAAGUGUACCAACACCCAAUGACACUGUGACAGGCGCCCCUUGUCCACCAGGUUCGUACUGUUUACAAGGGUCGCACAAACCGCAACCAUGUCCAAUAGGCACCUAUGGCCCAACCCAGAAACUUCAAAGCUUAUCAGGCUGCAUGGAUUGCGAUGGAGGAAAGUUUUGUGAUUUUGAGGGCCUGGCUGCUCCCAAUGGCUCGUGUGACCCUGGAUUCUUCUGUCAGAUUCGCGCUAUCAGACCUAAUCCUGUUAACUCUUCUCAAGGCGGUGGCAUUUGUCCCACAGGACACUACUGUCCCAGAGAGACAACCACUCCAUUCAAAUGUCCGCCUGGCACAUUUAACAAUGAGACUCAUGCAACUCAACCUUCGAACUGUAUACCAUGCACACCAGGGGAAUACUGUGAGGGUUAUGGUAACACCUAUCCUGAUGGACCUUGUGAUGAAGGCUGGUACUGUUCAAGGGGUGCAUAUUCAAAGAAACCACUUCUUAAUGUGAAUACGACCUUUAAUAACUCCAAUGACUUCACCUGUCCCAUAUACUCGGUGAACUUUACUGGAGGUAUUUGCCCUGUUGGGCACUUCUGUCCCCGAGGUUCUUCAGAACCAAAGAGUUGCCUCAGAGGCACGUACUGUGGCCAGACAGGACUUGCAAGUCCAGAAGGAAACUGUUCAGCUGGAUAUUAUUGCAAUGGCGGUGAUGUAGUUCCUAAUCCAAGAAACUGCACAGCUGGUUACUAUUGUCCUGUAGGGACAGAAACCGAGAGACCAUGCCCUGCUGGGACGUAUUCUCCAUAUGCAGGUAAAUCUAAGGUGGAAGACUGUUUGAACUGUACUGCAGGAUUCUACUGUCCCUUACAUGGAGCUACAGAGGUGCUGUUUCAGUGCCUACAAGGAUUUUACUGUCCAAGUGGAUCUACACACAAUGCCACUGUCAUAUGUCCAAGGGGAGCAAGCUGUCCCACUGGAAGCGGCCAACCACAGAACUGCAUUCCAGGAGAAUAUCAAGAUGAAGAGGGUCAAUAUCAGUGCAAAGAGUGCCCACCAGGAUAUUACUGUGACCCAUCCACAAAUCUUACAGGUGUUAUAUACCCAACCAAGUGCACAGCCGGUAAUUACUGCCCAGCUGGAACAAAAACAGAAAGACAAUUUCCAUGUCCUGCGGGUACUUACAGCAAUGACACAGGGCUUGAGAGACGUUCAGAUUGCACACCAUGCCCACCCAAAGUGUUCUGUGGAUCAACUGGAUUGAGGAAGCCUACAGGACCUUGUAAUGCAGGUUUGUAAAACGUUAUUACUUAAGGUGAUGAAGGAAUCAGAGUUCUUUUGACUCCUCAACAUUGCAUACCCAAAGAUGGUAUUUGUGCAGUGAAGCAAUCACCAGUUUACCUUAAACGCUAGUCAUAUAUCUCUUAAAUUUUAAUAAUCUAAUGCUUUGUCAGGUCACUAUUGUGUCAAUGGAUCUACAACUCCAACACCAACUGACGGCAAGACAGGCGAUGCAUGUAGACUGGGUGAAUACUGUCCUGAAGGGUCUUCAGAGGGAAUUGGAUGCCCCGCUGGUAUGAUUUCCUUUAUUCACUACAAGUUACUGGUACACUAACUUCUUGCAACAGUGAAUUCAGCGUGCCACGUCCUUACUUGAUCAGUGGCCGUCUGUAAAUUUCAGAAUGAAUGUAGCUUACUUUUAAGGUUGUUUGGAGACAUUUAGUGGUUUUCCCCCUGUUAGCAAGGGUUUAGGGCACUAAAUCUAUAAAACCCAGAUUCCUACAGAACGGAAUUUCCACAUCGCAAAUGACCUUAGUGAAUAGUGUUGUGUAUGAUACAUCUUACAAAAUUCCUAACUCUAUGUAAAUUGUCUAGUAGCGCGUUUCGUAGAUGGUGGUUAAUUUUUUUGACGGUGUAUUGCUUCUCAUCAUUUUUGUAGGCACCUUUUACAACCUAACUGGGCUACAGAAUGUAUCAGGAUGCUUACCCUGUACAGCAGGGUAUUACUGUGAUGGAACAGGAAACAUAGUUCCAACCAAAAAGUGUCGUGAAGGCUUCUGGUGUAGAGGAGGUUCUCCUGAAGAAAUGCCUAUAGAUCAACCUUAUGGCACAGACUGCCCAAAUGGCAGUUACUGUCCCACAGGUACCCCAUCUCCUGUGCAGUGCCCCAAAGGAACCUACCAGCCAAGUCGAGGCAAGGUGCGAGUAGAAGACUGUGUUGGUUGUGAUCCAGGAAAGUUCUGUGAUGAAACUGGUCUGUUUGCUGUAAGUGGUAAUUGCCUGCGUGGUUUCUUCUGUGUUGGUAAUGCUUCCAAGAGCAACCCUGAGGACAAGAUCACUGGAGACAUAUGUCCUAAAGGCAGCUUCUGUGUUGAAGGUUCUUUCAAACCACAGACGUGUUACAACGGAACGUACAUGAAUCACACAGGUUUGUUGUUACAUUGGUGUCAGAUGAAAGAUAUUACUCCUCAUUACCUCUCAGAAAUUAGCGACACAUUUUCUUGAAAAUGAGAUAUGCUUUGAAGGGCUAGACAAUCUGGAUGUUUUCUCUCCGACCCACCCCCAAACCAAAGGAAAAUUGAGCAACGCGUAAUAAAGGGAGCGGGAGAAACUCUAUGGAGGAAAAGACAGGGUGAAUAAGAACUAAGAUUCCUCCAGAGUUGAUAUAUACAGACUGUACCAGCAAUUGCAAGAAAUGGUUGUUGAAGACGAUAAACUGGUAGUUCACAAUCUUCUGUGUCCUUAGUUAAACAACGGUUGUGGUGGUUAGGCAGUCAUUCUAACAAAAAUAAUUCAAAACAAAAAUGUAUAUAUGAGAAAUGCAAUUUUCCACGCACCUUAAAGAGAUUCUGGGCAAUGUUAUUCUUAUUUUUUCUUUUAUGUACGUAAUGAUUCUUUGAAUUAGGCUCAUGAAUGUCACUUUUUCCACGUUAGAUGCUUCUUCAUGCUACGUGUGCCCUGCAGGAUAUCAGUGCACUAAAGCUGUUCUUCCUGAUCCCUGCCCUGCUGGGUUCUACUGUCCAGAAGGGACUGGCUACGAUACUCAACCCUGUCCUGUAGGUACUAUUGGCAACAGGACUGGCCUGGCAAAUGAGUCUGAGUGCACGCAGUGCCCAGGAGGAUUCUACUGCGAGACUAGUGGGCGUGCAACCGUGACUGGACUAUGUAAAAGUGGUUAGUAUUACAUUUGUAGUCACCUGACAUGCUAUCUAGGAGCACAGGGCCUAGUGUAGGUCAUAUAUGCAUCUGCCCUUACAUAGAAAUGUAGAUACAUUGUUUCUUCUCCAAUAAUUUUGGCCAGUUUUUAAAUUUCUCCCGUUUCUGUGUUGUGUGUACUUUAAGUAUAAUAAAUGAAUUCGGAAGACAACACACUAGUAACACAAAAACUAUAAGUAUGGUAAAAAAAAUUGAGAAGACACCAAGCAACACAAUAGUGGCACAAUAGUAAACCACAACAGAUCCUGAAACACAGUUACACACGAAGCGAGUUACUAUCAAGAGGUGUUGAGUUUUCAUGUUUGGUUUGUUGUUUCUUGUAGGUUUCUACUGCACAUCUGGAGUGAAUGUAAGUGCUCCAGAUGUGCAUUACACUGGCAUUGGAGGGAUAUGCCCUGUAGGGCAUGAGUGUCCAGAAGGAAGCAGUACAUUCCAUGCAUGUGACCCUGGAUAUUACGCAGCUGUACCAGGAAUGGCUGCAUGUGACCUGUGUCCUGCAGGUAGGUUGUGUGGUUAUAAUCUUGAUCAUUGA
Porites lobata is the source of this 53144-nucleotide messenger RNA. The record is from the annotation of a GenBank genome assembly. Lineage: Eukaryota; Metazoa; Cnidaria; Anthozoa; Scleractinia; Poritidae.